CAUCGGCUGGCUCACUUCACCAUGCCACCAGGGAAAGGUAAGAAGCAGGGAGGGGGAAUAAAAUUUAAAAUCUAAACAAAGUUAAUGUUAAAAAUAAAUGCUCCUCCCCUAUAUUACACUCUGCACACACAUCCACUGCAAAAAUACACGCUGCAAUAAUUAUACUCUGCAUUCACUACAUUCUGCAUCUAAUGCAUAGAAACAUUACACAAAACGUAUAAUCUGCAUUCACUUAACACACUGCAUCCAUGACCCACAUACCGCAUCCACUACAUACAUUCUACAUCCCAUCCUCUAGACACACACCACAUUCAGUGCACACACUUGAUCCUUGUGGGCGGACUCCGGGCAGGCCCUGUGGAUGGACUAGGGAUCGGCCCCUGGGUGCCCAGACCUUUUGCUGUGUCAGGGCCCCCAAAACUUCUGAUGGCAGCCCUGUAAUACAUACAAUGUGUGACAAAUUCAUCCAGUGGAGUCUAGCUAAAUAAAAUUAAGGAUAAGUCCUAAUGAGUCACUUUACAGGAUAUCGGGUUUAAAAUGCAUCCACUAAAGUGGAAAAGGUAUAUUUUUACUAACUACAGUUUUAGGUUGAGUAGGUGUAUUGUAUGGUAACUUUUUUUUUUUUUUUUCUCCAGUAUAAGCCCUGAGAUUGCCUUCAUUAAACACUCCUUGGAGAGUUACAUGGUCUGUAUCACAUGCUGGAAUGUUCUAUUUAGGGCCAGAGUCAUGUAGAGCAAGCACCAUGGUAACAAAUAGAAUGUAUAUUAUCACGGUUUUAGCACUUGUGUCUGGUGUUUGGCCAUCCGGCAGGGCACGUGUUGAAAGUCACCUCGUCACGUGCUUCCCUCCUGGUCCAACGUUCCAUUGGCCACGCCCCGUGGCUGCGCAGGAGGAAGGAGGCGGGAAAACCGUGAGUGCCCUGCAGGGAGGAAGCAUGGUGCUGGGCAGAGCUAUGUACAUGGUGUCUGCAGAGAAUGGGGGUCGCCGGGAGAAGGUAAUGGGGCCCCUAUCCCCCACCUCCAGUGGCACUCUCACUCUGUGAUUGGGAUGGGAAUCAUGGGGUCUGCUAGCUUAAAUCUAUUAUGGGAAAGCAGAGGCUAUUAGUGUACCCUUGGUUAAUGCAUGCAAAUGUUGGGGUGGGUUCCUCCAUGCUCUGAGCCUGCAGAAUGGCAGGGCCUAUCACUCAAGGAUUUGGGUUACUAGGGGUGCAUGGAGGGUUAAUUUACUAGGAAAACUACAUGAAGUGCUUUCAGGGGGAGGUAUUGGGGGUGUACAGAAUAGGGACUUAAUUUGGUGGUUUGGACACCCCAAGUUGGAAUCUGGUUUGUACAUAACUUUUAUUUUCCCCUGGGGAUUUUUAGUUAAAUAUGUAGUAUUGCAUGGUCAGGUGUAUACUGCAUGUUUGUGAGUUGAGCUCUCUUCUGGUAAGUAAUACAUAAAACACAAUGUACGGAUAUGGACAUAAACAUUGCAUAAUGCAAGACUUCAGGACCAGCUGCAGGCUGAUACUUCCCAGCACUUCUUAUUUCAUACACCCCUGCAUGCAGGCUUGAUUUGACUCGACCAAAAUAAUUACAAAUAAAACGAUUUGCCAGGUCCACCUGUAUUUGUAGCCGCUGCAAAGAACGUUUUCCAGAGCAGAAGUACUUGAAACCUCAGACAUUUCCCAGAUUGGAGCACGGAGUACACAUUUUUAACAGCGCUUCUUUCUAGAACUAGCUCACUAUAGGGGAAACGGAGGAGUGGUUACUCUCAAAUGCUUCCUUUACAAUGCAAUGACAAACGUGUAACAUAUAUAUUUUAGGUAUCGAUCUUGAGUUUCCCACCCUGCACUAUGUAUAAAAGUAGCUCUAUUAAUCAUUGCACAUGGCCACUCUAAGCACCAUAACUGUAAUUGCAAAGGUGAUGGUGCGUGCUUUGCACCUGCAUAUUAAAUAAGUGGCUUAGAACUACAGUUUGAUAGAAUGAGUUCUGGGCAGCCUGUGCUAAUUUAGUCCGUUGUGCUUAUGGAAUCUACACACAGCUUAGGCUGCAGUCUCCUGGGAGACCGCUGGAUCAAGCAGACAUCACCACAGGCUGGUUUGCUAAACAUUGUUUGCAGCUGACCUGUAUGGAUACCAUAAUUUUAUAGAGUAGUUCUGCUUGGUGAUGUUUGGGCUCAGUUUGUGGGAUAAGUCUCUUCUUGCUUAGAGAGACGCAGACCCACUGACCUACAUGAAGAGAAACUUAGAGUAAUUAAUACUUUAAAAAAGUAAGCUAUGGUGCAAGAGUUUUUUUUUUUUGAGAUCGUGGAUCUCCUGAUGUUAAACGAAAACACCAAUCACUCUUUGCAAACCUUCAACUGUCUGUCACACAAGUGAUGUAUUUCACCCCACUAAACCUUAUUACAACUUUUUCCUUGAAUAGAGAAACAAAGAUGAGUAAAGCAAAUCUCUUGCAAUGAUGCAUGUGAUGCAAUUGUCAUACUUUGGCACAUCCCAUAGUUUUGUUGUUUUAACAUUUGGGUUGUGCAAAAAGGAAAACUGGUGGAAAGCACAAUAGAAGUUUUUAAACAGCCAGGGGUCUACCCAGAUCUAGACCAUAUCGGAAUACCCAAUAUUACCCUUUCUAAAUCAGGUGAAAACGUGCAUGGGCCAAUAGGACACUUAAGGUUGAUUUACAGUUAUGAAGCAAUGAAGUCCAUAUUCUUGGAUUUGACUUCCUUCUUCGUCACAAGAUUUCAUAAUUAAUACUAUGACUGUUGUAUUGCAGUGUGACUUGCUGAGCAUCUUGCAUAAAUCUCAGUACUACAGAUGCUUCUGUGACUGCUGCUAGCAUCAAUGUUGUAGUGCUCUGUCAAUAUUGAGUGCAAAAUGAUUUGGUUAAGAGUACCUUGCUUUCAUUACAAAUUCACAUUAAAAAAGUAAAAGCAGACUGUGUUCCUAGCUUUUUGCCACAAGAUUUAUUUUGGCAGGACAGCCAUCAACCUAAUCAACUUCAAUGGAUGACAUCCAGCUCUUAGUUGUUGAAAUAUGCCACAAACCUACUCGGUCAGGUAGCUUCUGAUCUGGACCAAUCAAAUUCUGGUAGGACAUUUCUCCUUGUGAAUUGAGAUCUGGCUACAGUGCGUCUAAUAAGUAUUUCCCUUGCACCUUCUGAAUUUUGUUUGAAAAGGCCAAAAUUCUAUUUUAGUUUCAGGUUUUUUAAGACUGAUUUUGAACCACCAAAUAGAUGUUAUCAGAAGUAUUCACAAUAUGGCACUACAUCCUUGACUGCAAAUACAGUGGUGAAUAUUUUGUUGGUUUGGCUCUAUAAUUACUGCAUGGAUGGAUACUGCAGUUUGCAUUCAAGACUGAUAAACUCUCAAAGUCUGGACUUCAAUGUUUGACUCGGUGUGAAGUAUCUUGAAAGUGAAACGUUCACCUCUGGAAUCAACUUCCCUUCUGACCAGUUUCCUAGUCUUGGCCAACAAACAUUCCUACUGCAUAUCCCUACCAUGCUUCAGUGAGGAUGGUAUUAUCGUAAUGACCUUGGUGCUGUCAAACCAGAGGUUUUUCCAAACUUGCUUUUUUCCCCAUAUGCAUUUUGAUAAAUUCAAAACUUGUUUUUCGGGAUCUUUAUUGCCACUCUUCCAUGCAGUGGAGUAUCUGUUAUGGUUGUCCCAUAGAUUGCUUUCCAAUCUUGCCUGUGGAUUUCGCCGGCUCAUUCAGUGUUCUUGGCUUGUGGUUGGUUACUCUGUAGAAUAGUGAAUAUUUGAGAAACGUUUUAGAACCAAACUGCUUCUCAACGUUACACUGAACUUGUUUUGAUGGCUUCAUAAUAUAUUGUGAUGCUGUCUAACAGACCUUGAGGCAUUCAGGAAUGGUUGUUUUUUUUUUUUCAUCACUGGACUAAGUGCACACUCAAUUCAAUCUAUUAUGUGACUUUUGAAGGUGGUAAUUGCUGGCUCACCUUACUAGGUACACUGUAGGCCAUGGGUGUCCAACCUUACGGCUUCUCUCUGCUGCAUUGAGCAAAGAGGAAUUGUCUUGGGCCACACAAUAUUUCAUGUAUAUACAUAAAACUUCAAACGCCUUCUUCAUUUUCAAUUGUUUAGUAGAUAACUCCCUUAUUUGUUAUCGUUUAGCAAACUAUCUACUAAACACACGUGUAUAGAAGUAUGCACACAUAACCAGAUAGUGUAUAUAAUCACACAAACAUACAAUCAAAGACCUAUACAAAUAAUCACAGAAAUACGCACACAAUCUCAGACCCCCACACACCUGCAACCACUGGCCUAUGCACACAGUUGGACCCCCCACACACAUGCAAUCAGAUAUACAUACCACAUUCACACAUUCAGUAAUUAAGAGGUACACGCAGCCUCCCUACCUUGCUCUGGGAGGGCUGGAGUGAAUCUGAUGGCCAGUGGUUGCUGUUGGGAUGGGAUCUGUUCCUCCUGCACAGGUCCCACUCACACCCAGUAGUGAUGACGUCCUAUCCUGGCUGCCGGCUCACUACAGGGCGCAAGGGAACUGUGCAGGAGGAGCACAGUUAGUGAAGUGCUUCCCUUGCCGCCCAGCAACCAGGCUGCAAUACUACUGGUUCCAGGCUUGGGUUUGGACAAGCCUGCUGUAGGCACCAGAACAGUUGCAGCUUAAUCUAUUUGUUCUGUCACUUGGGGGCUCUGAGUAAUUGCUGCCACUUUCUGAGAAGGCAAUGUUAACACUAAAAGGGCUCCCUGGAUUUCAGCCCUGCAAUCUAGAAUGUUCAGUGUUUACAUGCAGGAAUGUGGAGAUGAAAGCUUGUCAUAGUGAUACAAUGACUUCAUGCAUCUGAGGAGAUGCUAAGUAGUGAUUUGCUGUGUUUGUGCACUAGCCUUCCAAUUCUUGAGUCAUUGUCUUGACUGAGAUUAUCAGGAUUGGUCUUGGCUGGAGCAAUACCAGCAUGCCUCUUUUCAACUUUUUAUUUUUUUAGAAGUCUGGGGGCCAAAUAACCCAAAUUGGUAGAACACUGUCAUUUCUAUUCCUAACACUAUAUAGUGUUCCUUUAAGACUUUACCCAUAUUGUUAUGAAACUUCUGGUAGGGUCUCUUAACAGGAUUACAUUUAUAUUGAAUAUAAAAUUUUAGAUAUCAAUACAGCUAUUUACCAAUGUUCUGGAAGGUCACAUCUCCCUCUCUGAUACAAAUGUUUCUAUUUUUUUUCCCCUUCCUUGCAAUGUGUGCCCUCACUACGCCAGGGCUGAACUGAAUUUUAUUAGACACGUAGGCGAGUAUUAUGCUUUCUCUAUCCUUUAAUUUUUAUCAGCAGCAAAGAGAAUAAGAAUAAAACAUAACAUUGCCUAGUAACGGUGCAACCGAUCACCACUCUAUAGAUCUAUAUAUCUAUAUAUAUUUUUUUAUAUCGGGUGUUGCACUCCUAAACUUCUUUCUUCUCUGCUCCCUCAAACCAGCCAAGUACCUUGUUUCUACACUGCAACUUAGUUAGAUUGCUAAGAAUUCACAUUGUUUUGCUUGGUUUCUACUUACAUUUUGUUGCGAUUACUAUGACUGGGAAGUGUGCCUGGUCUUUUUAAUGCCUUAGUACUUGACUGGGGUGGCCUGACACCCCCCCCCCCCUUCUCUGCCUCCCUCUAGGCCAGGCCUAGGCAACCUUCAGCACUGCAAAUGUUUUGUACUACACCUCCCAUGAUGCUUUGCCAGCAACAUGGGUGUAAGAGCAUUGUGGGGUUGUAGUCCACAACAUCUGGAGUGCCAAAGGUUGCCUAUCCCUGCUCUAGGUGAAAAUUUGCCUGGACGAGGGAAGGCAACAGAGGCCCCUUUGCAGCUGUUCCCUCACUACCUGCGGGAUACCAUGGCCGCCAGGACCCGCUUGCAGCUCUUAGCUGCAAUAUAACACGUAAUUGUUAUAGGUGAUCAAUGUAUUUACUGGGAACUAGUGGUUCCCUUUUAACUGUUAACCCUGUCCACACUGAGGUAUAACGUGUACAUCUAGAGCUGAGGUCUCCUCCCCAGAGAGCUGUGCCUAUUGCCCAGUGAAUUUUUCUGUGUAAAAGGACCAUUCCACUGUUUCUAUUAGUUUAGAAGCAUUUCCCUCAUUGUAAGUGUAACUGCUCUUGGUUAAAAUUAUCCAACCUUUUGCUAGACCAUAAAGCAAAUGUCAGGUGAGUGGUUUCUGACUGGAUGCCCUUCCUUGUGAUUGAGGGUUCUGCUUAUUACUAACGUGCUGUUCAUAUAAAGGAAAGUGGUACUGUCAGAACUACAUACCUGUAUUCCUGACACUAUAGUGUUGUGGCUGCUUAGGUGACCAGCCUCCCUUCUAUUCCUGGAAAGGUGAAUUUACACUAAGAAAACAAACAUUUUCCAAAACAUUCCCCCCCAUGCUGGUCUCUUCACAUGUGGCCCUGUCUCUAUAGCUGUGAUCAAGAUUGAUCUCAGACAAUCCAAUGCUUUCCAAUGCAAAUUCUGCAUCUCUAUGGGGAAUGUUCAGCCCUCCAUGCAGGGCGUGAAGAUGCUGUAUUCCAGUGCAGCAGUGUGCACCUCUAGUGACAGCCUGAUUGUCAGUCACCGGAGGUGUUACUGUGUAUUGCUUUAAACGCUGCCUUUUCUCUAAAAAGACAGUGUUAAUGGUAAAAAGCUAUAGGCACUAUAAUUAUAUCAAGCCAUAGUUCUGGUGACUAUAGCGUCACUUUAAGUUGUGGUUAAAUCACGGAAUAGAAACUCGCCACUCAAUAGCAACAGAAGUGAUUUUUGUCUAAAAUUUGCAGUUUAUAAAUUUGUCUAAUUUUGUUUUGCAGUAAUGCAAUCUGUUAUGUAUCAUUUUAUCUCUUGGUUUGAAUUCCCACUGCAUUUGGUCUCUCUUGUAGUCUACAAACACUUUAAUGGGUCACUCCCACUACCAUGGCAACUUCUGCUUUUUAACCCCUUAAGGACUGGACUGUUUUUGCGAUGUACAUUUGCAACCAGGCCUCUCUUUACACUUUUGUGGUGGUUGUGUUUAGCUGUAAUUUUCCUCUCAUUUACUGUUCCCAAACACAUUAUAUUUUUUUUUCAGGACAAAAGGGGCUUUCUUUACAUACCAUUAUUUAUUAAUUUAAUUUAAAAAAAGAUGAAAAAUAAGAAAAUACAUGUUUUUUGACUUUUUUACUUGAAUCUUUUGCUCAUCUACAAAAGCGAAUGGGGAAAAAAAACCCUGCUAAAUAGAUUCAAAAUGUUGUCCUGAGUUUAAAAAUACCCAGUGUUUACGUGAUUUUUUUGCAAGUUAUAGGGCUAUAGGUACAAGUAGAAUAUUGCGGUUUCAAAACAUACAUCUUUAAAAUUUAUCAAUAGUGACAUUGUAACACUGUUAUCUCUCAUAAAUCUCUGAAUAACACCCCACAUGUAUGUAUUUUUUUUUUUUUUAAAGUAGACAACCCAGGGUAUUCAAUAUGGGGUAUGUCCAGUCUCUUUUAGUAGCCACUAAGUCGAAAACACUGGCCAAAGUUAGCAUUCAUAUGUGUGAGAGAACUAAAUUGAACGCUAAUUUUGGCCAGUGUUUGUGACCAAGUGGUUACUAAAAAAGACUGGACAUACCCCAUUUGCAAUACUUUGGGUUGUCUUCUGCAAAUUGUAUGCCAUCAUGGGGGUAAUUCUCAUUCCUGGGCUACCAUACACUCUCAAAGGCAACGUAACCAACCUGGCCUUUUUCAAUGUAAAAAUAUUUGACCCUGUAACUUUCAUAACAUUAUAAAACCUGUACAUGGGGGUACUGUUAUAUUCGGGAGACUUUGCUGAACACAAAUAUUAGUGUUUCAAAACAGGAAAAUUAUCACAACUAUAUCAGUAAAAGUGCUGUUUGUGUGUGAAAAAUGCAAAAGUCGCUUUCACUGCCAAUAAUGCAGUGAUAGGUUUUAUUGUUUUAAAUCACUAAUAUUUGUGUUCAGCGAAGUCUCCUGAGUAAAACAGUACCCCCCAUGUACCGGUUUUAGGGUGUCAUAGAAAGUUACAGGGUAAAAUACAGUGCUAGCAAAUUAAAUUCUCUGGACUUUUGGCCUGGGUUGGCAGGCAGGUCCCUCAAAUUGCAAUCAAUAAAAUUACUGAUUUAUGUAAAAAAUAUUGCAUAAAUACGCGUGUAGAAUUUUUGUGUAUGCACAUUUAUAUAUUUGAAGUCUACAUGUAUAUUUAUGUAAUUUUGUAUAUGGACAUAUGUAUAUUUUGUUUUAUAUAUAGAUAUAUACAAUUUCAUUCUAAGUGUUUUGAUAGUAAUAUUUAUAUCAAAAUAGUUAGAAUAAAAUUUCAGAUAUAUUUAAAACUUUUAUUAUUUUUACAUGUUUUUAUUUAAUUUAAAUUACUUAUUUGUAUUUUAUAAAAAUUUAUAUACAAUAUAUAAUUUGUACAUAUUAAUAUAAAAAUACUUAGUAUGACAUUAUAUAUAUAUGUGGACAUAUCUAGAUAUGUCUAUCAUAUAUACACAUAUAUAAUUUUUUUUUUUUAAAUUAACUUUAACUUUAAUUUUUUUUUAUGAUUUUACACUAGCAGGGAGACUGCCUGUCAGCACAGGGAGUCCACCUACAGGCAGACACAUGGACACCUAUUGUGACCAUGUGAUCGCUAAGAGUGAUCACAUGGCCACAGGGGUCCUAAUCCGCCGUGGGGAGACUCUGGGCUGCAGACAGUCUCCCCACAACGGGAGCAACACCGAUCGCCGCCGGGGGAACGACUUGCGAUCGGGUAAGUACAUUGGACCGUUAGGACGGUUCAGGACAGUCACCGGUCGGUAACGCAAAAAUGCAGAUGACGGUCCUGAACCGUCCUCAGUCCUUAAGGGGUUAAAAGUAGUCAAGGCGGUAUGAGUCUGUGCAGUGGUUUAAAACUACCUAUACUCAGAUAUGCCUUUUUAUUUUAUUUUGGGUAACUUGUAACUUGGCCUUUAACUUUGUUCUGAACUUGUAAUGUCAAUUCUGUGCAAAAAUGAGUGCUGCAACAGACCUAAUCUUCUGUAGGCUUUGCCUGCAAAACGAAGUGUGUCCUGUUAGACAUUUUUUAUGUCCCACAAUUAUCCUUGCAAUCCUCCUCUCUUCUUCAUCUCUUUAUACCAUUUAUUCUUUUAAUAUCCCUCCCUGCCUCCCUACCCUUAAUGUCUUGGCACAAACAUGCACUUUGAGAUAGAACGAUGCAAUCAAGUGAUCUUUUGAGAAGAAUUUGAUUGGGCCACGAGUGGGCAGCUGUGUCAGUACAGGGUGCAGUCUGGUACUGUAUUCUGGGUAAAUCUUUUCUACAGGGUCUUAUGGGAGUUGCUAAUAGUGUCCAAUAGGGCAUUCUAACUUUUUAAAUUCCUUAAAAGGGUUUGAGUAACCCCUUUAAAAAUAUGCUGCAUUUCAUAGGGGAUUCUGCAAAAUCUCGUUGUGCUCCUUUCAAUCUGACUCAUACGCCCAGCCAUCUGCUUGUGCUGUAUGAUCCGAAGCAGGAGUGGCCAGAGAGCAACUCCAAUGUGGUAGAACUUCCAACUCCUACUUGCAGACUAGCAAGGAAUGUUUGUAGUCCAGCAGAUAGGGAUACCUUUUCAGCCACCGCUGAUAAAUUACUCUAAUCCCUGUAUGACUAGGCAUUUUUCAGCUUGCAGGAACUUUGUGUUGUGCAUAAUGCUGUGACAUGUGGCAGACAACCUCACAGAUGCUAUCAGACUGGCUGCUACAGAGAUCACAUAAUAGGGAGAAAGGAAACAAUAACAUUCACAAGCAAAUGUCUGAUUUGUUUUGAUGCUACUUGCAGUGCUGUGUAGCACCCACUGAAUGGGUUAAGGCAAGUGGUGAGUGAUGCAUCGUCUGUGCAUUAUUUGCAUGUUCAUGGUCUGCGUGCUGCAUUAGGCUUGUAGCAGAGGUAGUGCUGUUGCCUGCCUAGUCCCCUCUAUGCAGAUCUGUAAUAUUCUGUGUAUCCGCCCAGUCCCGGGGGAGGUGCCUGUGCAGGCAUUGCUGCCACUUGUUGCUCUAUAUCGUGGCACAGAAGCAGCAUCUGCAGAGGGGCUCAAUCCUGGUAGCUGCUACAGAGGUGGGUCUGCCUUGGUCAGUGCAGUUUGUCCCUUUUUUUACAUUCUUACUGUGCAUAUUCUAUGCAGUUACUGUAGGUCUCCUGUAAAUAAUUUUUUUUAGCAGAAUAUUUUCUAUACAAGGUGUUCUGUCUAAUCACAGCUACGGUCCUGCGUUACACUCAUUUGUAGACAGAUCCUUGUAGAGAUUGCCUUCUGUUGGUAACAGUUGGUACAGAUCAGUCAUAUGACCUUAAAUCUUAUUAUCUGCAUCUAAAUUUAGAGGUGUAGGGUGUAGCGAUGCCCUUCCCUGUGAAAUUGCUGCGUACUGCCAGUUUGUGUAGAAACUGAAGCUGUGGGUACAUGUUGUGGCCCUUUUCAAUAUAAUGCUUGAAACAUUUGUUUACAGCAAUAUUCUGGUAUUUCUGGUUGAAGGCUUCAGAAAACCACCCUGGUUGCCAACGCAGUGUGCUUGCAGACAUUACAAAUGUUGUAUACAUUGCACUGAAAAUGACAAUUGCCUUAGUCAUGUGACCUGGUUAAUGAUCUAAUCUGUAGUAUUGGCAAGACUUUAAUGGGAUAAAUAUUUACAGAACUUAAUUUUGUUUAAAAAAAUAAUGCCUUAACAUCUUGUGCUCCAGUUUGGCACCUGCUAGGAUCUCUGAAAUGUUUAUACCUUCUAUGUUGCUUUAAGCCAUUAGUGUUCACUGUAAAUCAGCGUUAACAUUUUAUUAGUGUAAGUCAACUAAAGGGUUUGGAGAGUUGAGCUUUAUUACAUACGUAGACCCUUAGAAUUGUUUGUUCCUUUUUGAGUGCAUGAACAGAUUGACUUGCUCAUCUUCUCUAAUGAGCUGAUUGUGAAGUGUAGAUGUGAAAAUGCUGUUUUUUUUUUUUUGUUUUUUUUUUUGCAAGGCUAAAAUAAAUUGUGUUCUGAUGCAGUUUCUCCAGGGAGGUUUAUAUGUAUGUCUGUGACACUCUUUAUGAACCUACACUCCCACUGGGUUUUGUUUUUGUGUAUGCCUUGUCAAUUCUGGCAAAUGAGACCAAGGCUAGGCAGGCCUGAGAUACUGUAACGGUCAGAAUGUGGCUGCAGUAAUUGCAAUCUCGAGAUGCUCUUUGCCUGCCUCUAUUGGAAAAUUGCUGUCAUACACGGAGUUUGUCAGAAUUAACAGAUUUAUCACACAGAUUGUAAACUGCAAAAAUGGCAAGUUUGAAAAAUUCCUUUAAAGCAAAGCCGUGAGUACAACUGACUGAGACCUUUUGUAUGCAUUGUGCAGUUUGCCUUUGAGAAUCCUGUUUAGUGACCAAAUCCCACUGGCGCUUACAUCGCAAAAAUAUUACUGUUGCCUGGCUUUCUUGGCGAUAUAUAGAAAUAUGCACUGUGUAGGUAUAAUUAGAUUAAUCCUUUGUUACACAUGUGCUGAAUUGUGAUCCUCCUUUCUCAGUGUAUAAUUGUGCUAAUCCCACUGGGCUUGGGCUGUCUGACAUAUGCAGAGCUGUAAUUUGCCAUGUCUAGAAACUUUCUCUCAUUCCCUUGACAGAUUGCUUGUUAAAUGCUGCUUAUUCUACCUGUGAGCUGCUCUACUUUUGUGACUAACUGGUGAGCAGUGUUUUCAUUAAAAGCCUUUGUUUGAAAUGGAAUGCCCAUUGAUGAUAUUCUAUGCCCCCCACCCCCAUCCAUAAUAAAUGCUCAGUGUUUAAAAAGAAUUUACUUGCCUUAGUCUAGCGCCAGGUGAAGCUCCCUGACGCUUAUUGGCGCAUGACCUUGUGAGACAAUAGGAGCUGCACUGAGGUCCCAUCAAAGGCUCCUCAUAAGCCUUUGGAGUAUUUCAUGGGGAUCAGAGCACAUUGCAGGAUGAUGUAUUACUCAUAAUACAAUAUUCUAUCAUCUGUUACAGAUUAGGUUUGUGGUAGGAAUUUGCCCCUAACAAGCUUGGGUACAAUAUGCUAGGAAAUGAAUUCUUGUAAGACUGGCUACUCAAGUGUUUACCAGUUAUGUGCAAACUUACCAUGCAGCACUGAAUCUUGAAUGCCAUGGCUGGGAAAAAAAAUCUGUUCUUGCUGGGGUAAGCAACAUUCAGCACACCACUUUGCCAACAUAUGGGUUGCUUACCUCUGUGUUAAGGGGAUGAGAUGCAAUUUAAAAUAAUCCUGUGCAAUAUAUAUUUUUUUUAUACCAGGGGAAGAGUGAUGGUGUUAGGACUUAUUUUCCUGAUCCUUUAUUUUUAUUUUUUUAGAAAGAUGAUUUAGGAAGAGCUAAGGACUGCUGGGGUUGCCCCUCUGAUACCCCAGCACUUUCCACCUGCAGCAAUGCUGACAUAUUCCGCCGAAUUAACGCCAUGCUAGACAAUUCCCUGGAUUUCACUGGUGUCUGCACCACCCCCAAUUCCAAGGGCAAAUGUGACCACCUGCAUGGUAAGUGAUUUGUUAAUCUUUAUUCUGGUUAGAUAUGCCUGGGUGAUAUCAUCAUGAUUUCCUGUUCUAUAUGCUCAUUGGAGGAGUAGACUUAAGUGGCCAUAAUAGAUCUCCUUAAACAUUAAAACUAUUUCCCACAAUACUCUGCCAGUCUAAACAUGGCAGAUUAGUUCUGUAAGAGCUGGCUGAAAUCUACAUUUGCCCUGCUUUGUAGAUGUAGUGACUGUUUUUUAAUAUAAAGCUGCUGAUGGGGUUUUAGAAAGAAUUUGGCAUUAAAAGGACUCUAGUGCCUGCAGUCGUCUUGUCUGUCUUGAAACGGCUUAUGGCAGUUUAUGUAAAGACAACACAUUCCGUGUUGCUGUACAAUGGGUAAAAAAAGACAAAACUUUUAAUUCUAACACAUGACAUAAGAGAACAGUAAAUGAAGGGCCCUGCAUAAAAGAGCUUAAAAUAUUAAAAUAGAUCUGUGUAAUUGCUAUGCUAGACAACUGUGCAGUCACCUUUUAAAGGUACCCUGCCACGUGGAUUUUAGACGUGAAUUAAAGAUAUGCCAUUUUGGUACUGUACUGUGAGGUGCUCCUGCCAUAAACGGUACCACGCAUUCAAAUCUGACGUUGGCAGGGGGUGAAGAGUUCCCCGGCGCUGGAGAAAGGUACAUGGUUGAAGGGUUUUUAACCCAUUCAGCCCAGUGGGUGGGGGACCUAAUGACCCUAUAGUGCCAGGAAAACUAGUUUGUUUUCCUGGCACUAUAGUGCUCCUUUAACUACUGCCACUUGGAAAACUAAUCUGUAAGAAAGUUUACGGGACCAGUUUUGCGCACCAUAACUUCAUCAAAAUACAGUUAUGAUGCCUGGGGGUGUCCCUGGUGCUGGCUCACCUUUGGAUUUUGUUUGUAAGUUGUUCAACCUCUAAAAUCUGUUCCAGCACCAGAUCAUGCUCCUCCGUCCUCUUACUUUCUAGAUAAGGAAAGACAUGGACAGGGGUGAUACUGAUGUAUGUACCUUUUUUCAAUUUUUUUUUUUUAAUGAAUUGGGAGCUAUUGAUUGUCUUAGAGCAUCAGCUUACCUCUCUAAACCAAUCAGUAGCACCCCUGCUCAAGCCUUCCGUUAUUUAGGAUUUUAGAAAACAAGACAGGGGCCCGAGUGAUCACCGUUGGAGCACUGACUUUGAUAAAUGGUUUAACAGCUAAUAGUGAGCCAGCAAGCUCAUGGCACCAUAACUUAUUUUCAAUGAAGUUAUGUUGUCCAAACUAGUUCUUUAAGGAUGUGAAUACUUGGUUUACGUGUUUUUUUUUUAAAUUCAAAACAAGUUACCAGCUUAUUAUCCCAUAUGCAUUUAAAUAGCUAGAGGUAAAAGUGUAAGCUCACCUGCCACGUCAAGGCAAACCUCUUAGGCGAGUCCUAGACUAGCAAAUUACCUUGCUGUUUUCAGCUUUAAGGUAAUUGAGAUUGGUAGUUUUCUGAACACUACAUACUUAUUAACCAAUAACCGUUGCAGCCACCCAGGACUUUUGAGCAUAGGGCUGAAUUUUCUUUGUAUUUGCUUCUGUAUUACACAGCUAUGUUGGUGCGGCUGCCCAUGUUUUCCCAGUUUAGGAUUUAUAAAUGGUGUAGGGAUUAAGAAAAAUGCCCCUCUCUCUCAUUAGAGAUUUUUUCCUUUUGACUGAAAACUGCAAGGUGAUUUGUUAGUGUAAGACUCUUCCAAGAAGUUUUGACAUGACAUGGCAGGUGAACUUGCACUUUAAUGGCCAUUGGAGUGAUACAGAAUAAAACUUCCAGUUAUAUAAAUGUGCAUUGGGAUCUGGGAUAGUGUGCAAGUUACUUUUUUGGGGGGGAUUUUGUUUUAUGUAUUUGGGCUGAUGUAUACUGUAGCAUUGCUGCUGCCGAGAAGUAGUUGGGAGUAUUAUGCAUGUUUUAGGCUACCAAAAAUAAACCAAUAAAACUAAAGAAUUUUAUUAAACUUUUUAAAUUCUUUUUCAUCCUACUGUGGCAGAUAUGGUGCUGGAGCACCAGAUAAAUUGGACAGAACUAGGUUACACCUCACCCAAUAACAAUUACAGGAGGUUGUAGUUCACUAGAAUGCAGAGAAAUUUAAAUUUUAUUUAUGUAGCGCCAGCAAAUUCCAUAGUGCUGUACAAUGAGUGGACUAACAGACAUGUAAUUGUAACCAGCCAAAUGGACACACAGGAACAGAAGGAUUGAGGGCCCUGCUCAAUGAGCUUACAUGCUAGAGGGAGUGGGUAUAAUGACACAAAGGGUAUAAGUAGGGGUAAUGAAAGACUUUGCUAGAAAAGGGGAAUGAAAAUCCGCUAACAGUUUAGAUGAUAUGCCUUCCUGAAGUGUUUUCAAAGAUUUUUUUUUGUGGAGACUUGAUGAGUCUAACGGAGAAGGGAAGGGAGUUCCACAGAAAAGGUGCAGCCCUGGAUAAGUCUUGAAGGCGAGCAUUAAAGGUGGGAGUACGGACAGAGGAUAGACCUAGGGGUCUCGACGGGACAUACUUGUGUAUUAUGGAGGAUAGGUAGGUUGGAGCAGCAUUAUGUAGGGUCUUGUAAGAAAGUACCAGAAUCUUAAAUUGAGCCAUUGUAGUGAUGCACAGAAGGGUGAGACGUGGGAGGCGCGGUGGAUAGGAAGAUGAGCCUUGCCACCACAUUGUUUAUGAACUGUAAAGGCACGAGUUGGGAGCAUGUAAGACCCCUGAGAGGCAGAUUACACUUGGGAUAGGUGGGGGUGAUGCUGUGGAGGUAAAAAUCACCCUUUGGUCCUGGUCUGGGGUACAUCACCAGAAAUGCUAGAGACCUAGUUUUUUGCAUAUUGAUGUGCCUCAGUGGGUGUUAAUAUAGUAUACUCUGCCAGGUGUUCACUGUAAACAAACACACUUAUUGGUCACUUCUUGCGAUCUGGUUGUGCAAAUCUCUGGAUGUGACAGUUCAACUUUAACUCAUCCACUAUACUGGUCUUUUCUACAAUCUGCCUUUCCAUUCACUUAUCAGUCUUUGUUAAAUUUGUAAUAAUACUAUGGUUUCCAACAAGGACAGCUUAGACAAACUCACUGUUCAGGAAAAUAAAAUCAUAAGCCCAAACUGGUCAGUCUUUGCACUGGGAGGCAUUAUGAGAACAGUGCUAGUAAGGUGAAAUUGGGGAAGUGACAGUAAUUGUUUGACAUAAGUAGGUAAAUGUAAAAUGGCAGUUACCACCCAAGAUGCGAUAAAGGACAAGGGAUACCUGUUUAACAUCAAGACAACUUGGCUAUUGAGACAUAUCAAGGCAAAGGAAUAAUUGCUGGCUUGAACAGCUUACUGAAGUUGUUAUAGUGCCUCUAGGCCUUCCACCCCUGUGCUACCCCCAAAAUGUAAUCUAUUUAGAAGUGUGGCUUAGUUAUGCCUUCAAGCCCUCUGGGUACUAGCUCUCAUAACUAGGCAUACUGUAGCAGAACAUGCUCAAGCACAAUAUCACCAUAUGUCAUAGAUUUAUUGCUUGCAAAGAUUUUCUGACAGAAUCAUAGGCAUGCAACAUAAGACUACUCCCAGUGCUUAUCGGAGGAUCAUUGGAUGGUCAUUAUCCAGGAUGACUCUAUCAAGGAGUAGGCAGCUGCGCUGGAGAAAAUUGGCUACAAUUUAUUAGUGCAUGGAGUGGGCCAUAAUUGGGUCAAGGGUACUACAGUGUUAAAUAUACAGAUUUGUAUUCGGAAUGCUAAUUUUCCUUUAAGGCAUUCUAUUGGUUUCCAUGGUAAUUGCCAAUUGGCCCUUAGCCCAGAAUUGCUGGUGUUUUUUUGCUUUGAUUCCCCUGUGAAACUGCAGUCAUGUAAAGCCAGGCUUUACAUUAAUUCAAAUGUUGCUCGUUGGAGACACUCUAAGAUGCCUGGAGUCUAAAGGUUUACAACAGUGAUAUUUGAGAAAUGUUGCAAAUAAACAAUUCAUAUGAACAACCUAGAUCUCUUGUUUUGAAAUAGUUUGGUAGGGGGCGCUGUGCUGCAGUUUGGCCUAGUGAAAUGGUCUCUUGUAAAAUGAGUUUUUUAUUUUAUUUAAAUUUUCACUGAGAUCCACAAAAAGCACACUAAUCAAAGUUAGUGAAAGAAUCGUAAUCACUACAGCCUUAAAUAGUAGUUAUACCCAGAGUACUCUGCCUUGGUAAUGUGGCAAACCACCUGGCAACAUUUAAUCACCUUACCUGGGUGUUUUUCAGGCUCUGAUGCUCCCUAGUGGUCUAGUGAAGGUGUCAGCUGACUGCUAUAAGCCAACAAAUGCAUUUUUGUACAGCGACUGUUGCACAGAAUUGACAUUAGCAAGGCAGGAACUCUAGUUACAGCCCGACAGACAUUCCAGUGCCUGCUGCCGGUUGUGGGGUUACAGCUCUGGCAGCAGAGGGGUUAAUCUCCAUAUGUACAGUUUUCAAAAUCACUCUGCUUAUAGACUUCAGGCACCAUGACCACUGCAAUCACUGAAGAGGUCAUGGUGCUAGAAUUAACACCUCAAAAUGGACACUGAUAAAGUACUAAAGAUACUCUCCAGCAUUACCAUUUCUCCUAACUUGUUUAAUGAACAAUCUCUUGAUAUAGACUGCAUGCAGGGUCAGCUCAUAUAAACAAAGCACUGUGCUGGGUGUCAUUAAGUAAAUAGAUGCAAACUAGUGACCAUUGUGGGACUGGCCAGUCCUGGAUGCGGAGUGUGGUCCUGAGAAGCCUCUGGUCUAACUAAGACACCAUUUCAUUGUAACUUCCACGAAUACUGAGAGAAAUGGCACCUCCAAUUUUUUUGACAUUGCCACUUAAUACACUAUGUGGAGAAAAUUGGGGCAGCAGUGUUGGGAUCUUACUGUGGGUUCAGGGUUUUAAUGCAGUUGGGUGUAGGGUUAAUACAGGUGUAGAGUUUAAAUAUUGGUGCAUGUAGUACUCUGAAUUCAAUAAUUUAGUGUUGCAAUGUUUAACACAAAUGGUUUUUACAUAGAACAUGGUAUAGGGCAGGCAUUGGCAACUUUUGGCACUUCAGAUGUUUUGGACUACACCUCCUAUGAUGCUUUGCAAGCAUUAUGGGUGUAAGAGCAUUAUGAGGGAUGUAGUCCACAACAUCUGGAGUGCCGAAGGCUGCCUACCCUUGGUAUAGAGCUUGCUUUAGGAGAGUCUAAAGUGUAUAUGGGAGCAGCCAUUUAACUUGCCUUUUGGCUGAAGCCCCUGUCUUUAAAUACAUGUAUCACGGCUAGUUGGUAGUCUCAUAUUUGUCUUCUAAAACUCAAUGCAUUGAGAGGCUAAAGCACGCUUGUAAAUCUCUGUACCCCCCAGGAGUUGCUGUAUUAGAACGCCCAAGAUUCUUACCAUCUUCUGCAGCCAAUGUAUUCAGGGAGUUGUACAUGGUAACCAUCUACAAGCUGUGUAGUUUAGGUGUACAGCAAAUAUACUGAUGUGCAAUAAACAGCCAUUUUGGUUUGUAAAAUGCUGAGUGAAUCUUGCUUGUCAGUUUCCUAGGUCUGUCAGCCAUUGAGCUGUAACUAAAGAAUUGCUCUUGCACACAAACUUUAUUGAGAAUCAUUAAGCAGUGCUUACACUGUGUGAUUAAGCACUUUUGAGCUCAUUCCUUUAACAAUUUUGCCACUGUAAAUGCACAUUUGAAGCAGACUUGCUUAGCUCGAUUCUGUAUAUUUGAGAAUGGAACGUUACUGUGCAGCUUGUCUUGCAGUAUUCAGAGAAAGUUAUAGUGCCUUUAAAAAGAAACCUUCAUUUUUUUCCCAAUGCAUUUCAAUGACUGUGCAGUACUGACUCAUGCACUCUGAUUGGUUAGGGGGGGGGGCCGGGGCCGGGGCCUCUACAAAAUGCUUAUAAUGAAUGGGAUAAACAUACCCCUGAAAAAGUACUGUUUUAUCAAAACCAUAUAAAGAACUUCUAUAUGUGCAAACUACCUGAGGUCUAAAAUGCAUUGCUAACAUGUACUGUAACUGUGUAGCACUAAAAACUAAUAUGACCCCCUUGUCGACAAUUGGGUUUAAUCAAUGGAAAAACAUGAUAUUGGGGACAUAGUGCUAAAUAGGCUGCAUUCUCCCUGGGAACUCAGCAUUUCUGCCCCGAAUAGCACCUUGAUUAAUGUCCCAGUAUAAAAUAUCCAAUCUGCUGUGGUUAUAACCUGUUACACAAUACUGGAUACUUAGUCCUCCUGUAAUGUUGCCCAGGAGAAUGCAGCUUAUCUCUGUUACUGGUGAACAAUGCUGUACCAGUCCAGCUCUUGACUAUGCCACGAACAAACCGAUUAUGCUAGCACAAUGGGGAAGCUCUGCGUUUGUGGUGCUGAUUCAGGAUUGGCACUUUUCCAAAGCUGUGUGGGAGGAGUUGAUGAAAGGGAUGGAGGCAGGGUUGCUCACAGCAAAGUGCCUGCAUUUUGUGUGCACAGGAGACUGCUUAAAUCUUAACGAUUGCUGCCUUUAACAAUAUUUCUGGCUUAAACGGAAUCAUCUGUAUAACUUGUUUCUGUGGAUUGACACAGCCCUUCUGAUUUCAAGAUCUAGGUGUAGCCCCAAAUAGAUGGCAGCAGGUAUCUUUCGACCUGCUGCAGGUGGAAUGCACUCUGAGGGCAGCUAAAUCUCUGCUUUUAAUGUAUAUUCUUGUUUUUGAGCAGACUUCCCAGAUACAGAGGGAGCUGCUACAAGCAGGAUGCUGUUCCCCUCCUCACAUGACCCUCCUCCUCGCGGCCUUCCCGACACAAACGACUUGUGCCUUGGUCUGCAAUCUCUUAGCCUGACUGGCUGGGACAGACCCUGGAGCACUCAGGACACAGAGGCUGCCGGACAGUCCAGCUCUCACUCAGCUGCUCAAUCAGGUAAGGGUUCACUAUUCUCAAAGCUGUAAAAUGUCAAUGUGCUGUUAUGUAGUGGGAUAAACUGUGGACCAGUUUGCUGGGUUAAUUGUGUAAAGAGCAGAAUUUUAACUGAUACAAAAGAAUGCAGUGUUCCAAAUCUACAGUAAUUCAAUGAACCCAUAGAUGCCAUUUAAAAUGUAGUUCUACAGAAUAUAAAUACUUUCCUCAAGGUCUCUAAAUAAAUGUGCUGUGUUCUAACUGAAGCUUUGAAAUCUUAAAGCAUGUCAUGUUCCCUGACCUUAAGUGCGGCUACCACCCUUAUCGUGAUGAUGCAUAUGUUUGGCUGGAAAAUGGCUUGCAAAUCACAGCAAGAGCAGUAUAUAAACACAAUGGUAAUUGUGUUAGAGCAACUAAACUGCUGCCCACCCGUAGUUGCUCUUAACUCUUAUGUACUGAGGAUUUAUGCUAAUUCUUUAACCCCUUAAGGACCAAACUUCUGGAAUAAAAGGGAAUCAUGACAUGUCAUGUGUCCUUAAGGUGUUAAAGGACCACUAUAGUGCCAGGAAAACAUACUAGUUUUCCUGGCUGUAUAGGGUCCUUGGGUCCCCCUCACCCUCAGGGCCCCCUUCCUGCUGUGCUCUAGGGUGAGGAAGGGGUUAAUCCCUUACUUUUUUCCAGCACUGGGUUACCUCUGUGCUGGGGACUCUCAUCCUCCUUUCCCGUCAUCGGUUAAAUGUGCAUGCGCAGCACACGCAUUCAGCCUCUCUCAUAGAAAAGGAUUCUCAAUGCUUUCCUUUGGACGCUGGCAUCUUCUCACUGAAAAUCUGAGAAGCGCCACUAGAGGCUGGAUUAACCCUAAUGUAAACAUAGCUGUUUCUCUGAAACUGCUAUGUUUACAGCAGAAAGGUUUAAUCCUAGAUGGACCUGGCACCCAAACCACUUCAUUAAACUGAAGUGGUCUGGGUACCUAUAGUGGUCCUCUGAAAGUAUCAGAUAUAAUACACGGCAUUAAAUGAGUUCUCUAAAAGCAAACAGGUUAUCUUAAUGUAGUGAUUUUGGUUCAUAGAUGCUACCUCUUCUAACAAGAUAAAACGUGACAGUUUCUGAGAAAUGACAAUACUUGACAGGCUCAAGAGGCACAUCCUACUAAAAACCUUUGAUUUUCUAAGGUCUUGUCUUUGUGUUAUUGUGUUGUGCAUCAUGAUGCUGAAUGCGGCUAAUGCAUAUCCUAGAGAAGCAUUCGAUUCAGUGCUUCCCUGUUAGCAGUGAAUGGGAUUGUUGCACUUGUGCCAUGUCUGUUGUGCUUCUGAGAAACAUUGUUGGACCAGAGAUGGUGUUCUUACUAUGGGAAGAUCAGCCAACUGCAAGACUGUAUUCACAUUACAGGAAUUAAUGGCUCACUUCUGUAUUUCAUAGAUAUAUUUUUUUUUUACAAAAUACUGAUGCUGACUGUCAUCUCUUUGGAUUUCACUGACUUUUUCAGUGCAAAGUAUGGACUGCUUUGUUUUAUGGUAAAGCCAGUGACAAAAGGAGAGAGCGUCUACCAUAAAUGGCUGGCCAAUACAGCAAUCACUAGUGAGAGCUGUGGGACUGUGCUUAUUACACGAUAACCUCAGUGUUGUACUUUCAUGUAUGCACAAGAGUACAAUACUAGCUUCUGGCAAGUGAAGCAUCAGGAGCCAGACCUCCAGGCAGAUGGCGGCAGCCAUGGAUGACUGCUUCAGGUAAGUAAACCUGCCUUUCACUACACCUUGCAGCCAUUGGACUGUAUACCUAGUUUGCAAAGACCCUCAAAAGUGACAUCUCUGGUUAAACACCUGCUUAAGACUUGACAAUUUACAAAUCUUUAAUCUCCUGUAACUCCCAGUGACACUACCUGUCAUUCAGAGGAGCCAAUGGCACAUGAUUCCGCACAGUAGUCUUGGUUACAAAAGUCACUGGACUAAAAACAUGGAGAGCUUCUACAGAAUGUUUAUUGGCCUUAAUGAACAAAGGUCUAGUUCAGUCAUCAAAAAUCUAGACAUCAGAUAUUAAAGCUUAGUCAAAUGUCUUCGGUUUUUCCUGUUCACUGAAGAGUAGACAAAUUAAAGUUUACAACCCUUUGUUUGUUUUUUGUUUUGUUAACCUCUGUCAAUCCUAAUUUUAAUUAUUUCAACUGGUAAGAUGCAUUUACUGCAACUUGUGUGCAGAUUGAUUUUCAUGCUGUCUACAUGCAUUGCAUAUGAACAUAGAAUAAGGCUGUGUCUGCAGCUACCCUUUAUUCAUAUUCAGGCCUAAAUUUGACUGUUAUAAGGGACUUGCUUAACUGGCUCAUAAAAAUUGCAAAUACAAUAUUUUUAAACUUCAAGGGGGAUUUAAAAUGCCAGAAUGCAGCAAUGUGCUUUCUCUAACAGUCAGUGCCUAGAUGGACAGUCUAGCUAGAUAAAUACAACACAGGCUGGUAAUGUAACAGCAUAAACACUGGACUUUAAAUGUAUGUAUUUUUCUAAAUCUACUAACUUUUGCACAUGUGAAUAUUUGCUCUGAAUUAUCGUUGUUAUGGCUAUGAAACGGAUUCCCUGGAAACUGUCAAAUCUCAGUCCUAACACUUAAAGCAUUUAGUACGAGCACUCUUUUGUUUUAACCCAGCACUAACGUGCAAAGAAGUUUCAUUUUGUCGUCAAGCCUACAAUUUCUAAAGGUUUACUCCUCAAUUACCAUGCUGGUUGUUAAAAUUUUAAUCCAGUUCAGGUUAUCAAGCAUUAUAGGAUUUUUUAACUUCUUAAGGAGCUCUUUAUUAUAGAAUCUCCUGCAGUCCAUUAGUUUGCAUCAGCACGGGUCAUUUUGUGCUUUCAUAGUCCAUGGGCAGAUUGCAAUGACGGUGCAGAAUGUUUCUGGUUCUAAAGGGAUUUACUGGGCAGUCCUGGUUUUAAUCCCCGCAAGAUCAUUCCUGCAAUGAUGCAGCAUGAAGGCCCUAUGCAGAGCAGUGGGUGUACAGUGCCAAGUCUGUCCUAAAAUAGAUCCUGCAGGGGAAUAAGGGCUGUAAUUCAGGUCUUAUUGAUCAGUGUAAAGCGUAAUUUAGCUUUCCUGUCUCUACAACACUUUUUAGCUCAAACUACUGUACAAAAACACACGUUAAGGAGGUUUCCUUUCUGCCUACACAACGCCAUCUGUUCAGUUAAUUCUGAGCAAUAGUCUGCUUGUGCAAAUACUGGGUAGUUAUGGUUUUAAUCUUUGACAUUCUUUGUUCUGUCAAAUAUAAACUUAUAAAGUUGUGAAUAUUUGCAUCGAUUUCAAGAACUUUUCAUUGAGGUAUAUCCCUAAAAGCAAAAUGGAAUGUCUAUAUUGUGUGCAUUCUAGAUUCCUGUAAAUGUCAGUCAAAAAAAUUAUUUUUCUAAUAACCCCUACUUCACACUUUUAAAAGUAAGAAUGUCGAAGUGUCCAUUUAAAAGUAACGCAGUCCAGCCACUAACCAGGUCAUGACCAGAAACACAGAUGGGGUCAGACAUUUCUCUCUGACUACCUCUAAAGCUCAAGACCUGUUCCAUGAGCUCAUUCUGUGCUUAGAAAUGUAUGUCCCCUGAAUACAAUUGGUAUGGGAAAAGGUUUCUAGCUGCCUUGUGUUUGCAAAUGUAAUUAAAACUAAAACAAAACAAACUCCUACAUAAGGAAAAGUAAGGACUACCUUCCCUUGUGAAUAACCUACAGAUUAAUUAAAUGAUUAGUCAACCUCCAUGUCCUGUCAUUGGCUGUUCUGGUCAAUACCUGCGCCCUUUCCCAAAGUUACAAGACUGAAGCAAGGCAUCACAGAUCCCCCAGUGACUGUUGCACCAUCACUAGUCAACUGAGUGUGUGCACUGGACAUGUCCUAGGGAGGGCAUAAUUUCCAGAUGACAUUGUAGACACUGCACAUCAAAAUAGGGUAAGAUCUGCUCCCGGGGCCUAGAGGGUGCAAGGUAAGUAGCAGGUUUUAUAUAUGUAAGGCUUUAAGCAAAAUUGGAGGUCACUUCCUUUGUGGAGUAUCACUUUAAAGAAUCCUUGUUGGUGACAUCCAGCCCCAAUGCAUCAUUAAAUCUGUUUUUGUCUUCUAGUUUUCAGCAUGUUGAACAGCCCUCUGGGAAAGCAGCCACCUCUAGGAUUCAUGCCCUUAGAUCCUAUUGGUUCGGACCUCGUUGAGAAGUACUCUAACCCACUGCUUCGUGGUUCCCGCUUGGAUAGUCGUUCCAUUUUAGAUUCCCGCUCCAGCAGCCCAUCAGACUCUGACACUAGUGGGUUCAGUUCUGGCUCAGACCACCUUUCAGACCUAAUUGUAAGUUGGGUGAACAGUUUGCCUGCUGGCUUGAGUAGCCACAAGUGGUUUACUAGCACUAUAAAACAAGUUGUGCCUUGGCUUUUAGUCCUAGUGAACUGGUCUCUAAAUGAUAAAAAAAAUGUAAUUGUGUAAUGCCACAUUCAAUGCUUUGAGGUUUUUUUCCCUUGGGUUUUUAUGCCACCUUAUGGUAGUGACCUGUAACAUUAUGGUCAGCUGAAGUUACUUUAUGGAUUUAAAUAUAAAUCGUUCCCCUUAUAACAUUCUUGUAGAGGCUCCAAAGUAGCCUCCACCUGUGUGGACUUUAGAUAUUUGUGUAUGUGUUAAUGCAUAAUGGAUACUUGAAUGACAGAUACUUGAAUGCUAGUGCUCUUGCCAGAAAUAGCAUGAGACUGUAGCACCACUUAUAACUUUAGACAUAUAGCUAUACAGCCACCAGGGCUUAAUUCUGCUAGCCAUUGGAAAGUGAGUACCUAGCUGAGGGUGCUACAGACCUAAAGGCUUGGCUAGUACUGUAGGACUAUGAUUUUCACAGCAUUACUCCAAGCAUCAUAACCACUAGACCCCCUGCUGCAUUGGUUAUGCCAGAAGUACUCUCCCCACUUCCUGAUAAUAGGGCAAACUGUCUUGCAUGCUGGUUCCAGCGGUGUGCAGAGGGAUGCAGAUCCUGCUGGCCAUUCAUUGGCUGAUGGGGUCAACUGACAGCUUUCAGUCAGUCACAUUCUGUGCAUAUAAAUAUGUACAGAAUUGACAUUUGCCAGCCAAGAAUUUUUUUUACGCCUUUACACAUCUGACCAAGUCACUGGGUAUUGAUCUGAUACAAUAAUGCACAGAAUGUGAUUUAAUGCAUGCUGAGUAAAGCGGCAGUAUGCUAUGGCCUUAACAUGCAUCUUUCUCUCUGCAGUCCAGUCUUCGCAUCUCGCCCCCUCUGCCAUUUCUCCCCCUGGGAAGUGGAGUGUCGAGGGACCCUCUGAAGCUGGGGCUUGGGUCAAGGCUUGAGCAGGAACAUGCUGCCCUAGCUGCAGCUACUGCAUCCCCUAUGGGGAUGUCUAAGAGAUGGCCAGCAACUUCAGUCUGGCCCUCCUGGGAUCUUCUGGACUCCUCAGAUGACCCAUUCAGCAUUGAAAGGGAGGCACGACUUCACAGACAAGCAGCAGGUAAGGGCAGAAGGUUUAUCAGUUUAUUCAGUUCAAGGUCUCCAACAUGUUUUGUUAAUCCAAAAAAAUUUACAUUGGUAUGACUUGCAUGCAUAACUUUUCAGAAAUUAUGGUUAACCAUAAUUUCUUUUAUAUGGUCAUCUGAUUUAAUAGUGUAGAAGAAAUUGGCUCCUAUAGGUAAAAAAAAGGGGCAAAAUCAUAAGUUUGAAUAUAAACUCUCCCUUGGCUGAAAUAGGUGAAUUGCAAAGUUUAUACGAAGCAAUAUAAAAUGUGUAAAAUCAUAAACAUGUAUAUAAUGUAUAUCACCAAUCAGACUGGAUAAGUAGAAAAGUCUAGUUUAAAUCUUGAUUUGCCUUAUUUGUCUACCUAGUGUACAGCAUUACACUGUACUUCUCCUGUUUCAGCCUAUGAAUUCAGAAAGAUCCAGGCUAGCAGAGCCUUGGUUGUAUGUUUUGCAGUUAUACAUUCUUAUCCAUUACUUAACAUUAUUUGAGUUUAAUUUUUUUAUUUGGCACAGCUUCUCUUCCUCUUGAAUUGCAUCCUACUAAUACUGUAAAUAGCUUUAAGUACACAAUUUCAAUUAAGUAGCCCUCUUACUAAAGUAAUUGCUAGAGGAGAAGCAUGACUUUAUGAAAAACGCCUUUGUUUUUCAACGGUCUCUUCAGUGGUUUAAGAGCUUCAUGCUUUUUGUGUAAUUUAAAAAAUUGGAAACACUCCAUGAAUUAAGCAAUCCUAACAUUUUGGUAGUCUAAGUUCUGCAACUUUAAAACCAGUUUGUUUUGUAGGAUGUAUGGAAACGCACAAUGUAAAGUUUGGAACAAAAGCCUACAUAGACAGUUGUGUAGGACCAUUUCUGAGAUUCUGUAUUGCUUGCAGCAAAGAACACUGACCUUGUGUCACACUCACUUUAAUUGUCAGUCUCUUCCUACAUUUACAGCUGUGAAUGAGGCUACAUGCACAUGGAGUGGACAGCUUCCCCCUCGUAACUACAAGAACCCAGUCUACUCUUGCAAAGUUUUCCUUGGUGGUGUUCCCUGGGACAUAACAGAAAGUAAGUUCUCAGCCUUUAGUAUAUCUUGGCUCAACACUUACCUGGUCAAUGAUUUAUUUGGUGUGCUCUACACCAUUCAGAAUCCUGGCAUAUACAAAGAUUUUCUAUAAUCCACAGGCUAUUAAAGUAGCACUCUAGCACAACAUGCAAACAUGGAUUACUAGCAUUAGUGUUAAAACUUAGAUCUUGGAACCCUUUAUUUAGUUUAAAAGCUUUGUCGUCGUCCCGGAGCAUUGGUUAUGCCAUAGCUACCAUUCCUCCUUUGGUUGAGAUAAAUACUGAUAUCUGCUAAUCCAGUGCAUCCCCACUGGGAAGCAUUGGGUGACUAGUGGGCAUGAGCAGCAAUAGCUGCACUGCACCAAUCUGCAUCUCCUCAUAGUCUGGCAUCACCAUGCAGAGCAGACUGCAAAGUUGUCCCAGCAAAGAUUGCAGGACUGUAAACCAGGAAGCCCCUCUGAGGUGGCAUUGGUCAGCAAUGUAUACUCUGCCUUUUCUCAGAAAAGGCAGUUUACACUGCUUAGCUUUCUGGUUGGUACAGGUGAUAUGCCCCAGAAGCCCUAGUUUAGCUCUUGUAGCACAACCUUAUUGGUGUACACGUAUAAACAAUGUAUGAAAAUGAAUUCACCUUAAAUGGAAUGGCAUCGUUGUAAUGGGAUCCUUAACAAUUGUUUUGACCUUCCAAGAAGUUAAAAUUGCUAUUUGAAUGUAGCUUCAAUGCUGUGCAGUGUCACAUGAGUGAACCUGCCUGCUUUAUGGGCGGCACUUCUGAUGUGUAUUGUUACACUGCAUUUUCACACCCAGUCUUUGUAGAUUUUAACUUUUAAUGAGCUGUUGGUAUUGUUUUAGAUGUUUGGACAAGCGGCAUUUAAGUCUUUCAGGAUCACAAUGGAAGAUGGUGUUCUGACACCUAAUUUUUCUGAAUAGAAUUCCUUGAUAAAAGUCUAGUCAUUACACCAGACUCCUGGGAGUGUUGUAAUUAUCUUUCAACUCAUUGAGUUACAUUCUUUAAAUCUUGCUUUUGCCAAGAGAGUACUUGCUGAACUGUUCAGUUGGCUAUUUGGUUUAAACACCAAAUGCAACUGUUUGUGUUCCUGACCCUAUAGUGUUAAAACCACCAUCUAACUCUCAUUGCCCCUUCUUGCCUCCCUAAAUAUAGUAAAAUCUUACUUGCAUUAAAGCAGCCAUCUGAGUGGCCAGUGGAGGUAUUCGUAGGCCAGGCAUACACAACCUUCAGCACUCCAGAUGUUUUGAACUAAAUCUCCAAUGCUUUGUCAGCAUUAUGGGGGAUGUAGUCCACAUCUGGAGUGCCGAAGGUUGCCUAUCCUUGCCCUAAGCUGUAAAAAGCUUAAAGGAAAUGUUUACUCACCAGAACCAAUAGAAAAGGUUGUAGUUCUGGUGACUGUAGUGUGCCUUUAAUUUUACUAAUGUUCAUAAAGAUCUUUUAAAAAUGAAUACGUAAUGCACUUGAACAAGGCAAUUAAAGUUGAGAAACUUUGGCAACAUUAAGUGCCUGAGAAUCCUACCUUUUUCUACUUGUUUUGCUGCUAAACAGAUCCGCCUAUUGCCAGUCACUGCCUUCCUUCCUGGAAAUAGCCAAAGUUGCGUCUACAUACACCAAGCCACUUAAAAUUUAAUUGGCUCUUGGUAUCUCUUUAACAGACCGGGAGAGAAGAAUAACUACAGUAAAUGUAUACUGUGCACUGACUGAACAAAGAUGAAGGCUUUUUUUAUAUUCUGGGAAUUUUGUAGGCGUGCUGUAUGAGUCACAAUCUGUGGCUAGAGCUGAAGAAUGGUCAUUUUAAGUCCUAAACUGAAUGGAGCAGUUGGUGCAGAGGCAUGGUUAAUACACCAAAACUGCUGCGUUAAGCUGAAGUGGUUUUGGUGCUUAAACUAAACCCCAUAAUGCUUUCUGAUUCAUUUCAGCUGCAAUUAACAUGUGAUAGGGGCAUACAAAUAGGUUGUACUAUUGGAGUAAUACCCCCCUGGAUUUUCAGAUUUCAAUGGCUUGUAACCAGUCUGAGACUAACUUUUUAGACUUGCGUAUGAGUCGGGCUACCCGGUCUGGAUGUUUAACCUGUAAUGCCAACAAUUUAUGCCCAGAGGACAGGCACAGUUGACCCAUUUAAAUCUGAUGUGCAGCUGUUGGUUUUAAGAUAAAACACAUUGUAUACAGGAGUGUUUUUUUCCAGCUUUUUUGUUUUGUCUGUACUUCAGUUUUGUGGUGAAGGUUAAGAGUGGUUGUGAAUGGCUUAUUGUAAACAGUCCACUGUGUAUUCACUAAUGAGUGACCAACAUAGGAGUUAGGCAGGUCCUAGCAGUUGGACUUUUUCUUGUUUAAAGAAAACAAACUUACUUCAAGUGUAAAUGUUUUAUUAGCCAUUAGUUCAUAGGUGACUGCUUGUAACAUGAAUGCAUUUUGCAUGGUCUCUUCAAUACCUUUUGAAAUGAAGCUUGAUGUUCUUAAACUUCACAAUAAGCCCAUCUUCAAAGCCGCAUUAACUAAUUUCACAAUGCUUAAAAUUGUUACUGACUUUGUUAAACUGCAUCGACUAGUGAUUUAAGUUUACCCUCCCACAGGCCUGUAACUUAAUGCAGCACUUGAUUUGUGUCUCAUGCAUAAUUAUAUAAAUGAAGGAGUAAAAAAAACUAGAUAGGCUUAAGUGCACAGGGAUAAGUAUUAAAGUACUCAAUAUUUUAGAAUUCGGUUUGCAACAAACUCUACACGCAUGGAUACAUAUUUUAAAAUAUUAAACUUUACUGUCUCAUUUGGUUAUACUUGUAAAAGAAAUGAUGCAGCUAUAAGCCAGCUCCCUGACUGAGACACUGCAAUGGAAGUGUCAUUGUCUAAUGACGCAGCACAAGUGAGAUGGAUGUCUUGGUCCGUAGAGCCGUGUGCAGUUGGGAGUUUUUGCCAAUCUCUGCAGUCAAUUUGCCAACUGAUUUAGGUUGCAAUGUGAGCUGAUGGCACCCUGUGGGAUGGCUAUAUUGACAAAAUUCACAGAAGUGUGAAUUAACAUUGCCAAUUUGUGAGAUGGGGCUGGUCUGUGUGCCUGUUCAUCUGACUGACUUUUUUAAACCGUGUAUGAGCACCAUAAUCACUACAGCUUGCAGUGGUUAGUCCCCAGCACCAGAGUGCCCCUUUAACCAUGUGUUUUUGCCUGAAGACCACAUGCCUCUGCAAAACUGCAUUUACUACACCCACAGAUAUAUAUUAACCUCUGGCAUGGUGAAAGUGUGAAACAGCCAACCUUUCUGUUAAAGGGGCAAUCAUGGCACCUUAACCACUGUAAGUGGUAGUAAUUGGUGAUAUUUUUUUGGAGCCAUUUGAUAAACAGGGCUUUAACCCCUUAAGACCGGAGGGCGUACUAUUACGCCCUAUUUUAGGCGGCUCUAAACGCCGCCGUGCGUAAUAGUACGCCCUCCAGUUUUUGUUUACUUACCCGGUCGCCGGCAAUCGCGGUUUGGGGGACUCCCAGGGAGCCCCCCGGCCAUGUGAUUGUGAGGUCCUUGCGAGGACCUCACAAUCACAUGGCCGGCAUAGCUGGCUGCUGUAUUGCCAGCAGGGGGCUGCCUGUAAUGACAGUUAGUCCCCCCUGCUGGCUGGAAAUAAAAUCAAAUAAACUUAAGUGUAAAAAAAUAUAUGGAUAUAUACACACCCUAGGUGUAUUUUACUAUUAAUAUAUAUACUAUAUCUCAAAUUACAUGUAGACUGAUACUGAUUAAAUAUAAUAUAUAGAUGUAUGUUAUUGUUCUAACUGUAUUGUGAUAUUAAUAUAUUUAUAUCAAAAUACAUGUAGAAUGAAAUAUAUAUCUAUAUACAUAAAUAUAUUCGUAUAUAUCACUAUAUGUACCUAUAUAUAAAUAAAAAUAUUUUUACAAAAUUAUAUAUUCGAAAUAUAGUUAUGUAAUUUUACAUAAUUGAGUAUCUUAAUUACAAUUAGCGGGACCUGCCUGGCAACACAUGCCAAAAGUAAAGGGAAUUUAAUUUGCUAGCACUAUAGUUAACCCUAUAACUUUCCAAGACACCAUAAAACCUGUACAUGGGGAGUACUGUUCUACUCGGGAAACUUCGCUGAACACAAAUAUUAGUGUUUCAAAACAGUAAAAUGUAUUACAACGAUGAUAUCGUCAGUAAAAGUGACAUUUUUGCAUUUUUCGUGCACAAACAGCAUUUACACGGACAUAUUAUUGCUGCGAUACUUUUUACUGUUUUGAAACAUAAAUAUUUGUUCAGCGAAGUCUCCCGAGUACAACAGUUCCCCUCAUGUACAGGUUUUAUGGUGUUUUCAAAAGUUACAGCAUCAAAUAAGGCUUGUUUCAUUUUUUUCACAUUAAAAUUCGCCAUAUUGGUUAGGUUGCCUUUGAGACCCUAUGGUAGCCCAAGAAUGAAAAUUAUACCUAUGAUGGCAUACCACUUGCAAAAGAAGACAACCCAAGGUAUUGCAAACGGGGUAUGUCCAGCCUUUUUUAGUAGCCACUUAGUCACAAACACUGGCCAAAAUUGGCGUUUUUUUGUAUUUUUCACACAAACAAAUACUAACGCUAACUUUGGCCAGUGUGACCAAAUGGCUACUAAAAAAUGACUGGACAUACCCCAUUGGGUUGUCUACUAUUGCAAAUGGUAUGCCAUUAUGGGUGUAAAUUUCAUUCCAGGGCUACUAUAGUCUCAAAGGCAACAUAACCAAUAUGGUGAAUUUCAAUUUCAAAUGUAACAUGCUAUAUUUGACCCUGUAACUUCCCAAAAUUCCAUAAAACCUGUACAUAGGGGGUACUGUUUUACGCGUGAGACUUUAGUGAAUACAAAUAUGUGUAUUUUAUUGCAGUAAAAGCAAACCGUAUUAUGACAUUGACAGUUAAAAUGUCAUGAACUAAAAACGAGAUUCUUUUCUCCUAUUUUUUUCAUAUUAAAUUAUGUUUCACAGCUAAAUAUUUGAUAGUAAAUGAAAGCCCUGUGAAUAAAAUGAUAUAUAAUUAGUGUGGGUGCAUUUACUAUGAAAGAGGUGAAUUAUGGUUGGACAGACAUGUAGCGCAAAUGCCAGAUUUUGUUUUGUUCACAAUGUGUACAUUUGGCUCCGUCCUUAAGGGGUUAAACCGCAUCUGUAGACCACUCCUGUUAUUUAAAAAAAAAAAAACUGCCAUUCCAUCCAACUUGGGCAGCAUUAUGGUGAGUGGUACAUUAACCUGCCCUAUUGCCCAUAGAUUGUAGCACAAUUCCCAUUAUGUAAAACUUACAUUUGUCAGAAUUCCUGUAAUUGUCAACAAUGUAAUUUCUGUUCUAUUGUCUCAAGUCCAUUCUAGACAACUGCAUCUGUUGGUUGUGCUCCCAGUGUACUCUAUUUAGGGCUAUAAAGGUAGGAAUUACUACUUAGGCCUUGGUGUCUGCAUGUCAGGUGGAUCAGCGUCCUGGGAAAGUAAACCUAGGUAGGCUGCAGUCCUAUCUACUUUGAGAGGGACUCUGCCAUAAUUGGAUCCAAAGUGUAGCAGGAAAUCACUUGGCAUCUGAACACACGCCAGUCUUGGCAUAGUCACUAAUGUUUUAAGCAUGGAGCUGUAAGCCCGGUGUGAUUUGUUUUGGGAUUGUUUGCAAAAAGUUUAAUGUUUGCAUUUAUUGUGCUAUAUCGGUUUAUGAAAACUCUAAAUAAGAGAUUCUAUAAUGCUUAUAGCCCUUACGUGUGCCAAAUUAGUACACUGAAUGAUACAGCUAAAGUGUUAACACUUACAUUUGUUUUUGCAGCUGGCCUAAUUAAUACUUUCCGUGUAUUUGGGGCUCUGAGUGUGGAGUGGCCUGGUAAGGAUGGCAAGCACCCCCGCUGCCCUCCCAAAGGUAAUAUGCCUAAAGGUAAUGUAAAGAUGGUAGGAAUUAUAUUUAUUUGAACACUUCCUGGUGUUUGCACUGGUGACCGCUCAACUGCAAGCCGAAAGACUUGUCUCUCCUGGUGACACGGUGACGGUUCUAUGGGCAUACUGCUAUCUGUUAUAAAAGGACAGAGUUCCUUCUUUAGAAAGUGUUCAAUGGAACAUUAGGAGUAGUUUGGCUUGAGUUUGCAAUUCAUUACAAUUUAGUCACAGUAUAGCUAUAUUUUGCCUAUUUUCUCCAGUUUGACUUUAAAUAAAAAUUUGGGGUUUAGUAAAUCUUGUGCACCCAAAAUAAUUAAAUUGAAGUCUGAGAAUGCAACCGCAGUUGGUUUUUUUUUGGUGGGGGGGUUAUAAUUAAAAAUUUGACGUAGGAUUUGUCAUCUUAUAUGGUACAACUUCUGUUUAACUUCUCUAGUUAUUUGUGUCAGUAUUGAUAUGGAAAACGUUAACUAGGUGGUAGUGCAAUGUCAUCUUCAACAGAAAAUAAACCUAUGCUCUUCUCUCACCAGGCUACGUUUAUCUUGUUUUUGAAUCUGAAAAAUCUGUUCGUGCUUUACUACAAGCCUGCACUCAGGACCUCUUGAGCCAGGAUGGACUAAGCGAACACUACUUUAAAAUGUCUAGCCGUAGGAUGCGCUGCAAGGAGGUAACUGGAACAAGUUUGUAACACACAAUACACAGGAUUCUAGGCCAGACAAUAUCUUUAGUGUCCGACAUACAGGUUGUGGGUCCUAAGGACAUGUAUCUGACUCUGGGAACAGCAUCCCACUACUGGGCCUGAUUAGAGGCCUUUCUUCUGUAGUAUUGGCACCACAGAUUGUCAAACGGAGGUUAUUUACUAUAGUGAGAAUUUGAAGAGAUUUGCAAAUUUAAGACAAAUUGCCAAGCUUCUUAAAUGUGCUUCAAGUUCAACUACUUUACCCUUAAAUUUGCUAUUCAUUUUGAAUUUUUACUUGUGUGAAAAAAAUCUGAGAAUCGUCCUCUUCAAGUAUUGGGAGACGAGAACAUGUGAAUGGAAUAUUGGUCUGUUUAGUUAAAGGGACAAUAGUCACAAACAACUUAAAGGACCACUAUAGGCGCACAGACCAAUUCAGCUUAAUGAAGUGGUCUGGGUGCCAGGUCCAGCUAGGGUUAACACUUUUUUCUAUAAACAUAGCAGUUUCAGAGAAACUGUUUAUAGUAGGGUUAAUCCAGCCUCUAGUGGCUGUCUCAUUGACAGCCGCUAGAGGCGCUUGCGUGCUUCUCACUGAUUUUCAGUGAAGACACAGCGUCCAUAGGAAAGCAUUGUGAAUGCUUUCCUAUGAGACUGGCUGCGCGCGCGGCUCUUGCUGCGCAUGUGCAUUCAGCCAAGAUGGAGGAGCUCCCCGCCCGGCGCUGGAGAAAGAGGUAAGUUUAAUCCCUUCCUCACCCUAGAGCCCGGCAGGAGGGGGACCCUGAGGGUGGGGGCACCCUUAGGGCACUAUAGUGGUACUUUAAGCUUACUGAAGCAGUUUGGGUGAAUAGGUUCUCUGCAGUCUCGCUGAUCAAUUUUUGCCAUUAAGGAGUUAAUUCACUUUGUUUAUGCAGCCCUAGUCACGCCUCCCUGCAUUUGACUUGCACAACAGUCCUAAACACUUCCUUUAAAGGAACCAAUAUGUUCUAGGUUCCUUCAUUGCACGUUCUGUUUAGUUUAAAAAUUAUCUCCUGUUAAUUCUUCCAGACCCUGCUUGUACCUCCUGUUUGUGAUUAAAGUUUAAUUUACAUAGGAAGAGUCUGCCUGGGCAUGAUCUAUAUAGAAAAUGUGCUUCAUUAAGCUAAAGUUGACGUCUGUAUUAUCACUAUCAUUGCACAGUGUCUCAAAAGAUUCAAGAAUUCGUGCUCCUGUAUUCCCGCACUGUUUUAAUUAUAUCCGGGCUGAUCAGUGUCAAAAACAAAGUAUCAAACUUAAUUUUCCAUAGUGCAAACAGCAGUCUUGCGUUCCCUCCAAUCUGGCUAUGGAUCAAAAGUAUGCUUUAGUUAGCCUUCCCUUAUCUCAGGCUAGUAUUGCCCUUUAUAAGGGGAGGGGUCUGGCCAACAGUUUCUGCAGUGUUUUUAGUGGGUUCCAAAAACAAUUUGGUUUAUACAAACAAAAGAAUGAGGGUCCUGCUCAAAAUGACUGUCAAUCUAAAGGUUCAGUUGCAGUUACAUGGCAGGUGAAGAUAAAGCAACUGUUUAUGACUGGCGCUUGUACUAUGGAACCUGAAACCUAUGGUGUGGUCUACCAUGUCCUGUAAAUGAAUCUGAGCCAUGUAAAGCUUAAUCAAAGCUUCUGUAUUUCCUUUCACCAUUAGGUGCAAGUCAUUCCUUGGGUUCUGGCAGACAGCAACUUUGUGCGCAGCCCAUCACAAAGACUGGACCCCAGUAAAACUGUGUUUGUGGGGGCUUUGCAUGGCAUGCUAAAUGCUGAAGCUCUUGCUUCCAUCAUGAACGACCUGUUUGGUGGCGUGGUCUAUGCUGGUAUCGAUACGGACAAGCACAAGUAUCCAAUUGGUGAGCUUAGUUUUGUUACUCCUGCAUUCCGUUCUGUUGGCUCAGUUAUCUAAUCUUUAUUCCAUUCACAGGAUCUGGACGUGUGACUUUCAACAACCAGCGUAGCUAUCUGAAGGCUGUGAGUGCAGCAUUUGUUGAAAUAAAAACUGCCAAGUUUACAAAGAAGGUGAGUGUGUUGCCGAAGUGUACAUGGUCACCACACGUUCCUUUAACACAGAUCUGCUUAGAAUAGUGUCCCUUAAUUUCAGCGCUGCUUGUCCUGUUGCCAAAUUGCCCCACACAGUAGCCGUGAUUCUUUGCCUCUGUAAACCAGUUAAUGUGUUGUAUACUUCUGGAAAUAUGUAAAGACCUUCUGUAGUCCUAGUGACCAAUUUACAAAUGCUUAGUAUGUAAAAGACUACAUGUAAGAGCAAAUGCAUGUUGCUUGGUCAGGGGCUGCACAAAUCUCAAAUCCUGUAGUUUGAAGGGUAUUUGAUCUGAUAUUCCCGUUUCUUUUUAGUGUGGUGAGCUACUUGACCUCCUUAAACCAGUUUUUCUGGCACUGUAGGGUUAUUCAGUCUUCCGUCUCCCCUGCAGGGGUUGAAGGGGCUUCCCACUUACCUGUGGUAGACCUAAUGCGCAUGCGCAACAAUGGCCGCAUGCAUGCAUUAGACCUCCUCAUAAAGCAUUAUUCAGUGCUUUCCUAUGAGGAAAAUUUGAUGCUGGAGGGCCGUGAAGAGGACAUCCAGCGUCAGAUAACUAACCAAAGGUUGGUUUGGAUUCUGGAAGUCAUCUAGUGGCUGUCAGACAGCUACAGAGGGCAGAGUUAAAGGUCAGCUAAAUUACUUUAGCUAAAUAAAGCAGUUUUUGUGUGUAGAUCAUUCCCCUGCAAUUUCACUGCUCAAUUGUUAUUUAGGAAUUAAAUUACUUUGUUUCUGUUUAUGCAGCCCUAGCCAUACCUCCCCUGGCUAUGAUUGAAAGUGAAACCAGUUUUUUUUCAUGCAGGCUCUGUCAAACAGAUGUAAUUUAACUUAAAUAAUAGUAUCUCAAUCUCUAAAUUGAACUUUAAUCACAUACAGGAGGCUCUUGCAAUGUCUAGCAAGCUAUUAACCUAGCAGGGGAGAAGAAAAUCUUAAUUAAACAGAACUUGCAAUAGAGAAAGCCUAAAUAGGGCUCUCUUUACAGGAAGUGUUUAUGGAAGGCUGUGCAAGUCACAUGCAGGGAGGUGUGACUAGGGUUCAUAAACAAAGGGAUUUAACUCCUAAAUGGCAGAGGAUUGAGCAGUGAGGCUGCAGGGGCAUGUUCUAUACACGAAAACUGCUUCAUUAAGCUAAAGUUGUUCAGGUGACUAUAGGGUCCCUUUAAAGCUGCAGUGUAAACAUUGCAGUUCUCAGGAACUGCAAAGUGUUGCAUUGCAGCACUAAGUGCAAAAGGGUCACAGCACCCAGACAACUUCAAUGAGCUGAAGUGGUCUGGGUGCCUACAGUGUCCCCUUAAGUAUGAAUAGAAUCAGGAAGAAUGGAAAACAAAGGGUUUGCAUAUUUCCUUAGAAUUUACACAAAGUGCAACUAAAGAAAAAUAACUUGUGUUCACAUAAGUCUAUCACAGUCUAAAUCGAUUUCUAGGAUAUAAAUUAACUUUCGGUAGUCGGGGUUACCCCACACCAAACCUAGCACUACGCUGACACUAACUAUAACAAUCUAUGUACCCUAACAACCCUAAAACUGCAUGAACCAUUAACCCAGAUGAGGAAUAUAACUGGUUUUUGCCAUCUAGUGGCUGUGUGGAGCGUGACUGGAAGAUCACAUGCUGCAUCUGCCUCUUAUACUGGUGCCAUGGCGUUAAAAUCCAAUCUGUAGACUGCACGGAAUGUCCCAACGUCAUGCAGUUAAUAUACUAUAGUGCACUCAUGUAGUGAUUCCUGGCUAACCUAGAAACUAUACCUGCUGUACACUUUUUUUUUUUUCUUCUGACAUAUGGUGGCAGUGCGUAUGGGCUGUGCUUCCUAAUUGGGACAAGCAUCUGCAAGAUGGGUGAUUAAGAAAAGUCCCUCCCCUUUACCAUAGAAAGGGCAAACCCACCUCAGAUCUUCCUUGUCCCAGCACGGGACGGAUCAAGAAGGUGAGGCACACAGGUUGCUGUCUGGGGGAAGAAGUCAGAUAGCUGCCCAGGUAGUAGGCUGAGCGGCAUGGCUCCGUCCGUGGAGGUUCCGGAGCCCUUUCUGUUUAACUUUGCAUUGAGUAUGUUCUGGCUUGGUGACUAUGGGCAAGCCAUGCGCCUGCACACAGCAGUGGAACGUACGCCUGGGUGGUCCACCUAAUUUCCAGGUGCACUAUUGCACAUGCGUGAUCUGGAACUUCCGGGAAACCGCCAAGUGCAAAUCUCUUUGCUGUUCCCUCUGGCAGCAGGAAGCUUGUCAGAAGGGUUCCCCAUGUCACCAACCCCCCACGGCUCAGGUUUUAAAGGUAAAACUUGCCGAUCUUUACUUUGAAAAUCUGUUCUAAUUAGAAUUGCAAGUUAUGGGUGGAAUUGUUUCGCAGAAAGUGGACUUUGUGUAGAAUGGCAUAGUAAGUGUGGCAUGUUUUCCUCAGUUUGUACAAGCAGAAUGCCUCUGCUAUACAAGGCUUUUGCUUAUUGUAUUUGUACUACUCCCAUUAAUAUGGGUUUAUAAAUAUGACCAGGGUGCUGCAAUUUCUUGGGUAAAAUUAAAGGCCCACUGUAGGCACCCAGACCACUUCAGCUUAAUGAAGUGGUCUGGGUGCCAGGUCAAGCUAGGGUUAACCCAUUUUUUCAUAAACAUAGCAGUUUCAGAGAAACUGCUAUGUUUAUGAAUGGGUUAAGCCUUCCCCUAUUUCCUCUAGUGGCUGUCUCAUUGACAGCCACUAGAGGCGCUUGCGUGCUUCUCACUGUGAAAAUCAGUGAGAGCACGCCAGCGUCCAUAGGAAAGCAUUAUGAAUGCUUUCCUAUGUGACGGCUGAAUGCGCGCGCAGCUCUUUUGCCGCACGUGCGCAUUCAGCCGACAGGGAGGAGAAGAGGAUCGGAGGAGGAGAGCUCUCAGCCCAGCGCUGGAAAAAGGUAAGUUUUACCCCCUUUCCCCCUUCCAGAGCUGGGCGUGAGGGGGUCCCUGAGGGUGGGGGCACCCUCAGGGCACUACAGUGCCAGGAAAAGGAGUGUGAUUUCCUGGCACUAGUGGUCCUUUAAGCAGAGCAAAUGCAAUCAUUCCUAUCUUUGAAUUCUUAUAGAGAAGUAAAGUGCAUCAGCUGCUUUGCCGGAGAUGUUCCGCAGAGACCAAAGAGGUGUCCUUCGAUUACUUCUAAUGUCUAGUGAAUGUUUAUCUACUUCUGACAUAUCUGGUUCAUCAUACUGCGUGGAGUUGGUUGAUGUACUGAGAAGGUUCAUUAGGAAUGAAUCGGUCAUGGGGCAGGAUAAAUCUGCUAAACUUUAAUGAGUGUUCUGUUCCUCAAACCCCAUGUCUUUCUCAUAUGCAGAAAUGGGAACAUUGUGUAACGAACCUUUCUUGCCUGACGUUUAAUGUUUACCAUCAAAUAGGUAAAUGUUAUACCACCAGGUACACUGGGAAUCCAUAAAAAUCUGCAGAAGUAGCUGCUUUAAAAACCCUGUCGUAAAGAAGGCUGAGACUUCUUGCAGGCAAUCUUUCCAGACUGCCUAGUUUCGGUAUGGGUCUUUGCUGGCAGGUGCAGCUGUGUCCAAAACCGUAUAACUUUGUUUACAAUCGUUAAUGGAGGUUAUUGAAGUCUCCUGAUAAGCAGCUUGUUUUUUUUUUUCUCUUUUAUUGUGAUUGUCACAUACUUUAUAUGAAUUUGGCUAAUAAAAUUCGACCAUGACGGCCAAAAUCAUGGGUUGAUCGGUUUUCCUUGUCCUCGUGGCUUAAGCUUGGAUGGCAGUUUAGCGUCCUUUUCAGUCCCCUGUUUACUCCCAUUAGGAAAGGGGGUAUCUUAUAAGUCGAAAAAGGAAAAAAGCUCUGCCUCAAGACAAGUAGAACUAGGUCCGACAUGGUUAGGUGUUUCAGACACCAAGAAGCUUGGAGGCGUAAUCCUGCAUUUCUAUAUGACGUGUGUAUAGCUCCUUGGGUUUAGACCUUGUUCAACCCUUGGAAUUUGCAGGUUAAUUUCCCCUGCACUGUUAAAGGACCACUAUAAGUCACCUAGACCACUUCAGCUUAAUGAGGUGGUCUGGGUGCCUGGUCCAGCUAGGUUUAACACUUUUUUUUCUAUAAAAAUAGCAGUUUCAGAGAAACUGUUUAUAAAUGGGUUAAUCCAGCCUCUAGUGGCUCUCAUUGACAGCCACUAGAGGGCUUCCGCACUUCUCACUGUGAUUUUCAGUUAGAAGACGCCAGCGUCCAUAGGAAAGCAUUGAGAAUGCUUUCCUAUGGACUGGCUGAAUGCGCGCAGCUCCUGCCGCGCAUGCGAAUUCAGCCGAAGAGGGGAGGAGAGCUCCCCGCCUGGUGCUGGAGAAAGAGGUAAAUUUAACCCCUUCCUGGCACUAUAGUGGUCCUUUAACUCAGCACUUCAUCACUUCGAGGUAGAUGACUGGAGAACAUUCAAUGGAGUCACUUAACAUUCCCAGGUUGCAUUUGGGAACCAGUAUGUCUCUUGCCUGGCUUAAGUAGAACCUACUUGCAAUCACUGAUUUCUUGAUCUAGCUAGAGGGCACCGCUUGCUCUUUUCAAAUCUGCCCAAUCGAUAAUCAUCCGAACAUCUGAUUCUCUAUUUGCAGAAACAGUGUUCCUGUUGGAUUCAAGGAGUUUGAGAUCUGGUUCUGUGAACCACGAAUUUUGUCGGGUUUCUCCGGAAUCUCCUGGUUAUCAAUUCCGGAUCAUUCCUUUUUAACCAGUUAUGAAUUUAAAUUGGUUCCUCUCCUGAGGUUCAGAAUUCCCUCAUGUCCCUAUUACAGCCCCUCAAGAAGUUUUCUUAAAAUACUCCAUAAGUGGAAAGAUUUCAUUGCUCUUCAAAACACUCCCAGAACAGCAUUAUUUAAGGAACGAGGGAACAAGGGAGUCUGGCUGCUUAUUGCUAAUCUGGAUGGUUGCCCUUUAUGUUCAGGUAGCUAGCAGAGCGCUACAACACUGUUGGAUACGGAGACUAUAAUGUAUUUUCUUCUUCUCCAGGAAAUUUUUUUUUUUUCUUUUUUUUUUUGAGGUUCAUGUUAACUUUAAAACAUUACCUCUGCAUCUACUGCACUCAUAAAGGAAAGGUCCAAUUACUAGUAAAGUGAAAAUUCCUCUAUAACAGGAAAUGAGAUUGCUGGGAUGUCUGACAUCUUUAAUUCCUGCAGUCAACUGGGCAAAAUCUGGAUCUGGCAGCUACAGUGGAAAAUUAUCUCCUCUGGGUCAGUGUUAAAAUCUUUGAUUUCUUUUUCACUUGACUCGCUUCGAAAAAAGCAGAUCAGCUAAACUGGUGGACAACGUCAAGUUUCUUCCAACAAGUCUGUCCUUUCUGCCUAUAGGAGUAAUUUUAAGCACAGAAUGAAUCUAACACAGGCUGGGUCACUCUUCUAAAUUCUGUAAUGUGCCAGCGUUCUUGGUCCUAAGAGAAAUAGUCCACUAAUUUCAGAGCUCUUAAUGCAGUUCUUCACUCCCCUCACAGAUUCAGAUCUUUGUUGAUUGAGGGACUUAUUACAACGCGGUCAUACAAUGACACUGUUUCCCCUCACGUGAACAGACAGGGUGGUGCCAGAGGCAAGGUCUGUUUCAGCUAUGUACCAAAACGGUGUAUUGGGCUCAGGAUCUGAGAGGUUCUCUCUCCAUUCCACUCUUGAUGUGUAGACAAUGUAAUCACCUACAACCUCAGAAAUUGGGAUCGAGGAAUGGUCUAUAGAUCAUGUUCAUGGUCUACAGAAAGAUUUGGAGUGCAUGGAUAGAACCUAUGGCAGAGGGAGAACAUGAAGAUUCUCAGGUUUGCCUCUCUGUACAGGACAGAUGUUUAACAUUGAAUAGUUGGUCUAUCUAAGGGUAUUUUUCCAGGCUUCUAUAAUUAUGCCACAUCCCUGCUGGAAGUAGAUGGCAUAGUCAAAGGGUGUUUCAGGUGUACCUAUCAAUAUCAGGUGAAAUUCAGAAGAUAGCCUGUCAACGUCUAGGGAAGUCAUAAGGGGAAUGAAGCCUCUCGUAAUUCUAUUUCUCGUUAUUUCAUCAGUCAUAAUGGCCUAUGCUUCAGUAGUUUUGAUUCACCAGUGUCUUUCACAGCGCAUUCCACAAAGGCUAUGGCCACUUCAUGGGCAGAGAAAAGCUCUUCACCCGAAGAAAUCAGCAUGGCUCAUUCUUGGUGAGCUUUUAGCACAUUGUUUAUUUAGCACAUUAUUGUGUAUUCCUGCUACAACUGAGGUGGGUUUGGCAGAGAAAGCCCUUUAUAGGGUAAUGGGGAGGGACUUUUCUUAAUCACCUAUCUUGCAGAUGCUUGUGCCAAUUAGGAAGCACAACCCAUACGUACUGUCAGAAAAAGGUUUGCAGUGAGUAAAAAUUUGGUUUUCCACUUAUGACACUUUAAAGGACCACUAUAGUGCCAGGAAAACAUACUGGUUUUCCUGGCACUAUAGGGUCUCAAAGUCCCCCCCACCCUUAGGGUCCCUCUCCCGCCAGGCUCUAGGGUGAGGAAGGGGUUACGCAUACCAUUUCUUCACCUUCGGGCUCCCUCGGUGGUGGGGACUCUCCGCCUCCUUUCCAGUCAUCGGCUGAAUGCGCAUGCGCAGCAAGAGCUGCACGCAUUCAGCUUGUCCAUAGGAAACCAUUGUUCUAUCACCGUGAGAAGAGCAGAAGCGGCUGUCAAUGAGACAGACACUAGAGGCUGGAUUAACCCAUAUGUAAACACAGCAGUUUCCCUGAAACUGUUUACAGCAGGCAGGGUUAACCCUAGAGGGACCUGGCACCCAGACCACGUCAUUAAGCUGAAGUGGUCUCGGUGCCUAUAGUGAUCCUUUAAGGAACCUGCUGGAGAUGCAACUAGGAGCAUGAGAUUUCAUUUUAUGUAGUUCAGAAAGUAAUGUACAGACGUACAAACCUAUGUCAUGGGAUGGCUUUAUUUUUGUAGUGCGUUGCAAUAUUAACAAAAUAGACAUUGCAUAGCUUAUCAUAGUAUUAACCGAAAAAGUACAAUACGUUACAUAGCUACAUAGAUGAAGAGACUUGUGUCCAUCAAUUUCAGCCUUCAUCACAUUUCUUUUUGCUGUUGAUCCAAAGGAAGGCAAAAAACCCAGUCUGAAGAUCUUCCAAUUUUGCAAUGAACUAGGAAGAAAUUCCUUCUUGACCCCAGAAUGAUCCUUGGAUCAAGCAGCUAUUACCCCACUAAUUAGAAAUUAUAUCCCUGUAUGUUAUGUUUUUGCAAGUAUUUAUUCAAUUGCUGUUUAAACAUUUGUAUUGCCUUUGAUAAAACCACAUCUGAAUCACUGCGGUUUUGAAAUUAAUGUAUAUGAACAUGUACAUUUAGUGUUGGUAGGUUAAGUGAUAAAACCAAAUAUGUUGAGCAGAAUGGCAUGGUAAGUGUGGCAUGUUUUCCUCAGUUUGUUCUGCACAUGAUUGAGGAACCCUGGGCCCCUGAACAGGGACACAUCCUAGUUGAGAGGUAAAUGUGACCCUGAUUGCUCAGUAGCCAGAGGAGAGGCAACCCUAGUCCCCAUGCAGAGAGCAGCCAACGCCAUUACUGUCAGGACAGUCCCCAGCUUCACUCCUUGAUCUACGGGUAACUCUGCAUCAUGUGUCUGUACCAGCCUGCACUCUGAUUACCUCGGGAACCGCUUUGCCAGUCAGGCGAUCUCAGUGUGUUCAGUGUAGAUUGGUAGCACCCCAGGCCAGGCCUCGGGAGAAGGAUGUUGCUCAGAUAUCACCCAGAGUGCCUGCUGUGAAUGUCGAGAGCCCUUCUCCACGGAGUGCUGGUCAGGCUCAGCUGCCAUGUUGAGGGUUAGGUGAGGCCUUCGAUCAGAAUAGGCGUUAGUAGGGCCCCAGGGUAGGCCUGGAUGAUCCCCACAGGGCCAUCAUAUUGCAGAAAGGCAGUGUCUGUCCACCCUACUCACCACCUGGGUAGGCUUGAGUAGGCCUUGGUCAGAGAUUGUUUUUCUCCCCUGAAGGGGCUGAUCCACAUAGUGCAGUUGCCUGUGUCUCCGCACCAUAAACUGCUUUUUGGGACCGAAUUGUCUAUAAAAAAAAUAAUAAUAAAUAUAAUAUAAUAUAAUAGCUAGUGUUCCAUGUGUCUACUCCACUGGGUGGUACGGCCCCAGGGACGGCUUGUUCUGCAUAAACCUACACAACAGAAAUUAGACCGGAAAUAAACACUCAGAUCACUUUCAGACACAUUGUCCUCUAACUUUACACUUUAGAAGCACAAGCCCUUGACACAAAUCCUUAUCCAUUCUGAAAUCUUACGAGGUAAGAGUUCUCACUAUUCUCCAUAUUUCUGUAAAGAAUGAGCAAUGAACAAAUUAAAAUGGGGAUAACCUAUUUGCAUCCAUUUAUGCACAAAACAUUGUUCAACAAAAUCAGUCAAAAUAUUGAGGCAUGAAUUUAAAAUGUAAUUUAUCUCUGCAUACUUGAAGUAUAUUUUUUUUCUUUUGGCUAGGUUCAAAUAGACCCUUAUCUGGAAGACUCAGUUUGCCAGGUCUGCAAUUCUCAGCCUGGUCCUUUCUUCUGCAGAGACCAGGUAAAUUAUAAUCUACAAAGAGCAAUAUCACACUAAGUGUUCAUUUUUAUCUCUUUAGUUCUGAUAGUAACUGUUUUCCAGUAGCCCAGGAAGGUUGUUAAUAUUUCUUGACUUUUUUUUUAUGCAAUUGUUGGUAGAAUCCCAAUGCACUGCUUUGGACCAAUGCACAUAGUCUUCAUUGACUGUUCUUACACAGUCCAAAAUUUGACUUUAACGCUGUUCUGUAAUUCUUUAACCUCUCGCAUGACCUAGUUUAAUUCCCAUAAAGCGGCUCUGAGCAAUCAUGAUACCUAUAGAGCGGCUGCUUCCAGUGCUCUAAUUUACCGCAGACGUAUGAGGUACGUCCGCAGUCCUUAAGGACAGUUGUGUAUUUAUUUAUAUUUUGCCCGACGUACCUCAUAUGUCCGGUCCUUAAAGGGUUAAAAGGCAGCCGAUCAGCCACUUCCUGAUAAGUGUAUUUGUGCUAGAUGUACAUCUGACCUCUAUCCUUCAACUUUGGAAGAUGGAAUUUAAUUUGUGAUUUGUUAGUCAGAAGAUUAACAGAUACAGUAAAGCUUGGAAUUCUCACAAGUAUGAGUCGAAUUAUCGCUCCUUGUAUGACAUCUAGCUUUGUACAUGCAUGAGAUCUGCAGAUGUUUAUGCUCCUGCAAUAUCUAAUCUACCCCAGUUUUCUUGUUCCUGCCACAGUAUUAUCGCAACCACAAAGCCAGCUGUAGUAGCUAGGCAUUCAGAAAGGUGAAUCUUGUUGCGAUAUGAUAGAACUAAUUAUCUGAUCAAUACACAGGUUUAAUUUUGGUCUUGUCCUCCCCAUAGGUUUGCUUCAAGUAUUUCUGCCGCUCCUGCUGGCAUUGGCAACACUCAAUGGAGAUCCUGCGUCACCACCGCCCACUCAUGCGUAACCAGAAGAGCCGUGACUCCAGCUAAAGGCAUGGUGAAAUUCAUGACCACAGUUGAGAUGAGUUUCUGCUGCUGGACUUGUGGGAAAGGCAGAAAGCGUCCAGUUUCCCUCCCUCCAACAUUGGGAGCACUUAUUAUUUUUAUUUUUUUUCAGGAUUUAAUGACAAGUCAGUGGAUUGUGAGGGGAAAGUCACUUUUUUGCACUUACUGUACCUUGUGAUAGUUUUAUGCACUAGUGCACAGUGAAUUUUUGUGUUUUGUUUUUUUUAGGUUUGUGGAGGGGAAGAUCCUCCUAUAAGGAGUGUUUUGCAGUUCCCAGACUGGUCCUCUUAACACUUGCUGAAAGUAAGCAAUGUGCGUGGGCCUUUAGUUUCCGAAGGUUAUGGCUACUGAUGCCUCUUUGCCUUGAGUCAAAUUUUUUUUUUAUAUUACAGGCGCUUCUUGUUUUACAUUCCUUGCAAUACUGCUGGUGAUAAUGCAAAUCUCAUUAACACUUUACCCCCACAUACGUUGCCAUACAGUGCCUUCCGAUUUAUUUAAUGUCCCGUCUGAACCACAUAAACUGUUCAGCUGACAUUUUUACUGUAUCAACAAUAGCAGGAUAUGCUCUUGAUUUAAUCCAAUCAUAUUUCAUAUUUUUACCCUCUGUGGGAUUUUUACCAGUUCCUUUUUACACUCUUAAAGACGGUUUUUAAGUCCUUUUUUUUUUCUUUUUUUUUCUUUGUCGUUUUUUCCUCUUUUUCAGUUUCCCUUUUCUGGCAGCUUUUAACAUGAUUGCAACUUUUUUCUGUUUCUGGGAGCUGCUAGUUUAAAAUAAGAAAAAUCUAAAAAUAUUUGUAAAACAGAAUUUGCAACUGAAAAGGACAGACUUGGGGCCUUUACUGAACCAUAUAUUGACCUUGUGUGUGUAUAUAGUUUUAAGGAUGUUUGUUGCACUUUUUUAAUUUGCACUUCAGGGGAUGGUAGCGUUUUUAAUCACUUUCUGUUUGUAUUUGGCUGGACAUAAAGGGCUGAGAUAUAUAUUUUUGUCUGAGAAUGGGGUAGAGGCAAGAGAUAUGGUGAGACCUUUCUCCUGGAGGGAAUAAGUAUCCAUGCUCUCUGUUGGCUUUUAAGAAACAGCUAACAUAUGCAAACUGUUGCAGGCCUUUAAAAACAAAAAUGUCCGUAAUUCUUUCCUUUUUAUUUGUCCCCUUGCCCCCUCUGUAUGGAAGCUCUGUGCCAAAGAUCCCACUGUCUGUGUAUCUCUUCCUCCUCCCAGUACAUGCUGCGCUAUCUGCACUCUAACUACCCUUAAAGGGGUAUGUCUGUGAAGCUGUGUGUAAAGUCUCUACCUCAUUGUAGUUAUGCAAGCAGAAGAUGCACUUAACCUACAGAUGUGGUGUAGUUUAUUUGUUUUUUGUUUUUUCUUUUUGGCACAUAAUAAACACGUUGAAGCAGUAA
Molecule: messenger RNA, 44976 nt
Organism: Pelobates cultripes (western spadefoot toad)
Lineage: Eukaryota; Metazoa; Chordata; Amphibia; Anura; Pelobatidae
Source: the annotation of a GenBank genome assembly